GGGAACUUAGGGAAACAGGAGGGGAAAGAGUCCGCCGCGCUGUUUGCGGUCGGACGGCGCCUCUUGAGGGGCAGAAAUCUGGCCAGGUAAGGAGCCUGUCCGGGCGGAGAGGAGCGCCCUCCUGCCACGUGAGAGGCCGGCAGACGGAAGAAAGAACAAACGAGACACCCCUCGCUGGCGCCUGAGGUAAAUCGCUCCUCAGUCUACCUAGCAGGGUUGUUGUGAGGACAAAACGAGGAAGGGGGAAGAGCGAUGUGGACCGCUUCGAGCUCCUUGGAGGUGGAAAAGGUGGGCUGCGAAUGAAUAAAUAUUAUAAUAGAUGAGACGCAUCCACCCCCCUUUCCUCCAGCUUCCUUAUUCUCUUGAGCGGAGACUGCUGGGUGUGUAACGCCAAUCGACCCCUCCGUGGAAGGGCUAGCGUGCUGGAGUCGGAGGGCGGCAUGGGGAAGCACUCUGCACAGGCUCAAGAGCUCUCUUGGUCGGCUUCGCUUCCCUCUCCGUCAUCUUCCCACAGCGCCUGUUGUGGAGAGUAGCUUUCUGGAUUGCAAGCCUCUUGGGGCAGGGAUCUCUUCCUUUGUUUAAAGAAUAAACAAUCAUUUUAAAAUUUCCUGUUAAGCAAACUUAAUUAAUGCACCAUCCACUCACUUAGACAUUUUUAUUUAUUUAUUCUUAAAGGGAGAGCAAGUGAGAGCCAGAAUAUGUCCCUCAAGAGGCAUCUUUUAGUUCAUUUAUUAAUGCUGAUGUAGCUGCUGAGUAUGUCUGUCUUUAAAGUCGACCUUCCUGAAAAGCAUUUGAUUCUGCUUGUGGAUGCGAGGCCCACUCCAGAUAUGCCCCACCUGUGGAGGUUUCAUUCUGUCGGGUAUCUUGUGCCUGGGUUUUAGAGAUGUUUGCCCACCUUGGCCAGAGGAUGGGGCCAGAUGCUCUCCCCUGAUUUGGUGUGUUUGGAAAUACAUGUUUGUGAUGUGCAAAAGUUUUUGUUUUUGUUUUAGUCCCUUGUUGGCAUUGAGGUGGUUUAGCAAGGAGAGCUAGCAUAUAGAAGAACACAGGGUAAAAGCCCCUUGAUCAGUGGGAUGCUGAUGCUGCUUCAUGUAAUGAACAGGUCAAGUUUACUCCCUCUGUUGAAUCAGCCUUGUGCAAUCUGUGAUAUUAGGGCUAGUUACUUGUCUUCUCAAGGUGUUUAGCUUGUUCCCAGAGGACAAUUAUGUGGGACAUUGUGGACUUGGUGUUUCUUGUUUUGUGCAAAACAGUGUGAACUUUUAAUGAACAUCUGAGGGAUAAUGGUGCCAAAACUAUGUAAACAGAGAUGAUUGCAUGGGAUGGAGCAUGGGCCAGGAUCCCAUGGACUACAACUAGUUCCUCAAGCCCCAGGAGUUGGAGCAAUUUUGGACUUACUGUAUGUUUCUCAAAUAGCAAUCUCUCAUUCCACAUGACAAGCUGUUUUUGUAACUGAGAGGUGUUUCCAAGGCAGUUUGUGAUAAGGAGUAGGUGGCUAAGUCUGCUGAUAUAUGAGAGGAUGGGGACAGAAUAUGAUUGGAGUGGUCUGAAAUUGCUCUUUGGUUCCUGUUUUCUGUGAUAAAUUAAUGUGCAAACAAAAUUCUAACUACUCUUUCAAUCACUGCUUCCCACUAGUUUUUUUUCCUUUCGCAUUUAUUUUCCAUCCUUUUAAAACUAUCCUCAUCCAUUUUUGUGCAAAUAUAAUUAUAGUCCUUCAACUGUUUCUUCUUUCAACAUAAUAUUGGAUGUGAUAAAUGCAUUAAGUAUAAUGCAGUAGGAAAAUGCUGUCGUUAAACUGAACCUGUAAGUGUGUACUAAUUAAGGUAGGAAAUAUAUAUGUAUGUAUGACAGGUGGUCAGAAAAAGUUCAGGAAGGCUGAUUAAAGCUGUUUCAGUUUCUUCUUACUUUUUUGUUUAAAAGCUUUAUGUAAACUCCCUUUCAUGUAAGUGUCAAAGUAAUGUACAACAAUCAAAUCAACCACUUUAAAAUUUCAUAAAUAUACAAACACUAAACAUGGAAUCACUAAAUGAUUCUUCUCUUUUUGACAUAUGUGUGAGUGGCUUUGAAGGGAGGAAAGCUGGUAGAGUAGAUUCUUCCUUUCAUAUGUAAUUGCAUAAUAUUUUGAUCAAAUCCUACACAGUAAACAGGUCACUAGACCUUAUUAAGGUAAUUAUAGGGACACUUUAUUUUGCUACAGUUGCAUUUAAAAAACAAGCUGAACUACUUUUGUUCUUUAUAAUGGUACAGUUUAGUAUAUGCAUGUUCUGUUGGUUUAGAAAUGGUGGUAAUGAAUCAUUAUUAAUGAGAUCCAGAUCUUAUUCUGAUAAUAUCUUAUACAAGUGGAGAACUGAUCUUUCUACUUAAACUCAUUCUUGUAAUUUAGGGUGAUGAGCCAAGGCAUACUUUCUUUUAGAGUAAAAUAGUAUAAAAUACUCACACAACUUUUUUUAAAAAAUGGAAGUGAUAUCUGUAAUAGACGACUCAAAUGAUGAAUAUAGUGGUUAGUGAAGUUAAGAUUGGUGCCUUACAUGAACGUGCAGUGAUUUCAGUGAAUUGUUUUUCCGUGUAAAGUCCGUAACUGAUUGAGCCAUAUAAGAACAAAAGAAGAGCCUGCUGGAACAGGGCAAUGGUUCAUCUGUUCCAACAUACCUGUUCUCAUAGUGGCCAAAUAGAUUCCAGUGAAAAACCUGCAAGCAGGACUCAGGCACAAGAGCCCUCUUUCUCUCCCGUGGUUUCCAGCAAUUGCUAUUAAAAAGCACUACCACCUCAGGCAGUGGAGGCAGAGCAUAGCCAUCAUGACUAGUAGUCAUUGAUAGCCUUAUUCCUAAUGAAUUUUCCUCAUCUUUUUUUAAAGCCAUCCAAGUUGUUAGCCAUAACUGCUUCCUAUAUACAUCAGACAUCCUCCUUCCCCUUUAUGUAUAAUCGAAAGGGGCUUCCUGGCUGUCAGUAAAGUUGUAUGUGAUGCAACAUUUUCCACUACUACUAAACUUUUCUGAUUUUAGAAAUAGUUUCAUAACAUUGAUAAUGUAAUGAAUGAAUACAAUAAACAUCAGAUUUGACAACUGGAAUGGACACAAUGCUAGGUAGAUCUAAAAUAAAAAUUAUACUAAACUUUAUAUAAGUAGCUAUCCCUAGAAAGCGCACAGUAUAUCUAUGCACCCAGCUUUUCAGACAUGCUAAAGUUAGAUUGUUAACCACUUCUGGCGCCAUCAGGGUGUCCUUGGGCUUGCUGAUCGAGCUCCUGCCAACCUAGCAGUUUGAAAUCAUACCAGUGUGUGUAGUUAAAUAGGUACCACUGUGGUGGGAAGGUGCUCGUCAUGGUGUUCUGUGUGCCAGAAGUGGGUUAGUCAUGCUGGCCACAUGAAGCUAUCUGCGGACAAAUGCCAGUUCCCUUGUUUGAAAGCAGAAGUGAGUGCCACACCCUAUAGUCAAAUUCGACUGGACCUAACCGUCCAGGGUCCUUUAACUUUACCUUUACCUUUCCCCAAACAGUUCAGGUAUCAUCUCAGCUUAAUAAGCCAAGAUAAGCACCUCUAGGCUAUUGAUCCACCUGUCACUAGAGGCAGAAGUAAUGUUUGUGUACAAGAGUGUCUUUAUCAGUUUUGGCUGCUUCACCAGCUGCAACCCUAUGUGUUCAGUGAUAACCUUUCGUGUUAUCUUUCAGCUGGUAACUUCCCAUUUGGGCUACUCCAAUGCAUUAUACAUAGGGCAACUUUCAAAAUGAUUCAGAAACUUCAGUUACAGUAUGCUGGUGCUUCACCAUCUUCACUUGAGCACAGUCCAGCUCAUUUCCAAGCCCAGUUGAUGCAGAGGCUAUGAAUCAAGUGCCCCCACAAAGUGAGGUGUGGAAGGUGGCUACAAAAGAGAACAUACUGUGACGCUCUUAACUGUGGAAUGCCCUCCCCAGGGAUGCUCACCUGGGACCUCCAUGGUGUCAUUUCAAUGUUAGGUGGAUACCUUCUUUAAUUUCCUAGGCUUUUCAUUUGUUUCAUAUGUUUUUACUCUUUUGCUUGCUUUUUUUAACACUUUUUAUUUUUAUUGAACUUCAAUGUGUCUCUUUUUUGUUGUGAGAUGCUCUGAGAGCUUUAAAUAAUUAUAUGUUAGGCUAGUGUCCUUACUUUAGUCAUUGAAUGUAAUAUGGAGAAAGGUGCUAUUAACGCCACUUGAAAUCUGUGGACAGAGACACUUAAAUACCAUUAGGUGUUACAAACUAUAUAAUAACCUCAUCAAUACAUACUACUAAAAAAGCAGUAAAAAGUACAGGGAUGCAAUAAAGCAUUAUACAGAAAGACAGGUUUUAGGGCAGGGGUAGGCAACCCUCCUGAUAUUGCAUUAUAACUUCCACCAUCCCUGAUCCUUGGCCCUGCUGAUUAGGACUGAAGUUGGAGUCCAACAACAUCUGGAGGGCCACAGGUUCCCCACUCCUGGCUUAGGGUUUGAUUUUGUGCAAAUGAGCUAGUGUGAAUGAACUUGUUUUUGUGAAGAGUACUAGGAACAUUGGACGCGGGUGGCGCUGUGGGUAAAACCUCAGUGCCUAGGACUUGCCAAUCGUAUGGUCGGCGGUUCAAAUCCCCGCGGCGGGGUGAGCUCCCAUCGUUCGGUCCCAGCUCCUGCCCACCUAGCAGUUCGAAAGCACUCUUAAGUGCAAGUAGAUAAAUAGGUACCGCUUUAUAGCGGGAAGGUAAACGACGUUUCCGUGUGCUGCACUGGUGCUGGCUCACCAGAGCAGCUUCGUCACGCUGGCCACGUGACCCGGAAGUGUCUUCGGACGGCGCCGGCUCACGGCCUCUAGAGCGAGAUGAGCAUGUAACCCUAGAGUCGGACACGACUGGCCCGUACAGGCAGGGGUACCUUUACCUUUACCUUGCUAGAACAUCAGCCUUCAUCUUGGUUAUUUACAGUGUUUGAAAUUAGCCACUGACUAUCAGCCACUCCUGCCAACCUAGCAGUUCGAAAGCACGUCAAAGUGCAAGUAGAUAUAUAGGUACUGCUCUGGUGGGAAGGUAAACGGCGUUUCCAUGCGCUGCUCUGGUUCGCCAGAAGCGGCUUAGUCAUGCUGGCCACAUGACCCAGAAGCUGUACGCCGGCUCCCUCGGCCAAUAAAGCGAGAUGAGCACCGCAACCCCAGAGUCGGCCACAACUGGACCUAAUGGUCAGGGGUCCCUUUCCCUUUCCCAGCCACUUGAGGCCAUAUGAAGAUGCCUGGGUGCCCGGGGGGCGCCUGGCGUCUCCACCACCUGGAGGUUCAUGCCUGGGGAUCUUUGGAUUUUGACUGUUUUCACACACUAAUACUACAUCCAGUAGAAUUCUGUCAGUUAUAUUUUAUCUCCACAAUCAGAAUGAAUUUCAGGAACCAAAAUGCUUUUUCUCUGCAGCCUGAGCAGGUGUAGUGAACAAUGUUAGAGUUACUGGUAAUUGUUGUAGCUUGUCCUCACUUACUCUACCCCCACUGCCUUGCUCACAGUUGUAAAGAAUGUUCUUAUGUCUUAUUAAUGGUCUGUGUCACCAUUAAGAAAAAGAGGUUGGAAUAGGCCAAUAUAUAUGUUGGCUGUCUCUGGAUAAAGCAACUUUUCUACUUUAAGUUUUCAAAGUUCUUAACCUAGCACAAGGUUGUCAUCUGACCUAACCAGAUGCUUAAGUGAGAAUCAAUUACAGUCAGUCCAUCAUUUGAAAAAUGAAACUUUAGAGCUGUCUUGCCCCAAAAUGGCAACUAAACAUUCCAUUUUUGUGACUGUAUGCUUCUUUGUGAAGAAUUUUUUUUAACAAGCAAGUUAUACGUUUAUUAAACUUAAAGUAUCUCUGACAGGACUUGCUUACCAUAAUUUCAUGAUGCACAAAAAUGUAAAUGUAAAUUGUGUAGAUAAAGGACAGGAUGCAGAGAACUGUACAACUAACUUUUUGUGCCCAUGAGGGCAUUAGAUUACCGUACCUUAUAUUUCCAAAACAGCAGCCCCUUGUGCCAUUUCACAGGACAUACUUUGAAACUUAGUUGAGUUUUAAAAGUAAAUUGGGCCUUCAGAAGUGUGCUAAUGAAAGAGAACAUAAAAAUAGAACUUCCGGGGGGCGGCGCGAACGGUAAUGGCGGUCUUCUCCCGACCGGAGAAGAAGCUCCGCUGAAACCGGGUCGUCCGCUACGGCGAAGCGGAGACCCAAGGAGAAAAACCCCAGGCAGCAAGAGCCUGGGGUCCUGAGGCUCGGCGGGCGCCAAGAGCAGCCCUCCAACUGCAGAAGGAGCCUCGUAAGAGGCUCCGGAGCGUGGAGGGGGGCUGCGGCGCUGUGAGCCGUUUCACAGUCAGCGGAGUGAAGCCGCGCUGCUGCUGCCGGUGAGCGCUGAUCCCUUUUCCUGUUAAAAUUCGGAUCUGGAAGAAAACAACUUACUCGUGAGUAAAGACUGAAUCACUUGGAAUUACAAAUUUUAAAUGAGAAGGUUUAAAUUGACUUGAAUUUGGCUGAAAGCGGAGAGACGUGGAAACAGGAAGUCCGUCUUCCGCUGCCAUUGAACUUGGAAAAAAAGCAACUAAAGUGGAGGAGUGGAGGCUGAAAGAAAGAGAUUUUAAACUCUACACAGCCAAGCAUCUAUGGAACUUACAAUUUAAAGUAAAAUUAGCAAGUUAAAGAUUUGGACCUUUUAUUUGCACUUGACUUUCCCCCUUCUAUUGGAUUACAAAUUGGAAGGUGAAACCCAGAGUCAGGAUUGCUUGAGCACUGUAACAGUGGGCUGUCAGUGUUUGACUUGGAUACUGUAUAUUAGAAGUUGCAACAAUCUGAGGGUAUUGAGACCUUUUAAAUUUGAAACAUUCUUUUGGAGACAAAUAAGCACUGUCUGCAACAAAGUGAUUACUUUUAAACUCUGCUUAAUACUUAUAUUGGAAGGUUCUGGGACAUUAAAUCAGACUCUGAAAAGACACUUUAAGCUCCCUCUAGAGGAUUGGAUUAAAACAGUGACUUUAUAAAAACAUUUACUUUCGAUUCUCUUGCUGUCUGCUUGCUCUGGGCCUCUCUAUUCCUGUGGGAAAAACUCAGUGUGACCUUGACUGAUAGAUAACAUUGGAAUGAGUGGUACAAGAAGAAGAGGAAGAGUUAGACAAACAACUCUAACAAAUCUAACCUCAGCCUCGCAGACACGUAGAUCAUCUGUGCCUACUUUGCCCUCAGAAGUACAACUUGAAGAAGCUGCCUUGCCACAGGCAAAAGAGGGAGAGGGUGAAGAAGAGCAGUUACAAUUGGAAGAUAUGGCCUCAGGAGCAUCUGUUUCUGUGCUAGAAAAAUCUUUGAAAAAUUGGAAGCUUUGGACAAGAAAGUAGAUGCGCAAUCAGCAAAGAUUGAUAAAAAUACAGAUUGUCUAAACAAAUUAACUACACAGGUGGGACAGAAUACACAAGCAAUUGGACAGUUGACGGAGGCCUCAGUAGAAAACCGAAAAUUGGCUGAGGAUACCAGACAAAAAUUGGAAAAUUUAGAGCAAGAGGUAAGACCACUCACUAAACAAGUUGGGGAACAUCAGACUUAUCUUUCUAUGAUAGAACUGCGAAAUCGUGAGAAUAAUUUGAGGAUUAGAUCAUUACAAGAGGCAGAAGAAGGAAAUCUAACUGAGUUUUUGACCAAAGAACUUUCCAAGUUCUGGAAUUUGGAAGAAAAGGACUUUAAAAUUGUGUCAGCUUUCAGACUUGGAAGAUUUAUAAAGAAGGAGAGGCCCAGGGAUUGUUUGAUUACAUUGAGAUCGAAGGAGGAAAGGGAUAAGAUUUUGGGCCUACAUUACGAAAAGUCACUGGAAGUUUUGGAUAGAAGAAUUGAGAUAUAUAAAGAUAUCCCAAGACAACUGUUGGACCUUAGAGCCGCCUAUUCCGAACUUGCUAAACUAUUAAGGAGCAACGCAAUUCCAUUCAGGUGGGAUUUUCCCCAAGGAUUAUCUUUUACCUUUAGAGCGAGAAAGGUUAAAAUUAGAACAUUGGAAGAGAGAGAUAAAUUUUUGGCUACACACGGAGAGGACCUACAUAAAGGAAUUGAACUACCUUCCGGGCCUGAGGCAAAGCCAGCAUCAAUACCUCCACCUCGGGAACUUGAAGAUCAAGAGAAGACACCACCCCAGGAGAAAUAACCAGAUAGAUCCAGGAUGUCUCUGCAACUGUUGAGUUGGAAUAUUAAUGGUUGCAAUAUUCCGGAGAAAAGGAAGAAAAUAUUUCAUAUAUUAAAAAAAGAACAAUUGGACAUUAUUUGCUUACAAGAAACACAUGUGACGAGGCUCCACAGAAAAGUGUUAAUAAAUAAAAGAUUGGGCCAGGAAUUUAUUUCGUCGGAUAAAGUGAAGAAGAGAGGAGUGGUGAUAUAUGCAAAAGAGAGCCUGUCACCUAAAUUUCUAUUUAAAGAUGAGCAUGGAAGGAUUUUGGCUAUUGAGAUACAAUAUCAAGGAGAGAAACUGCUGAUAUUAGGAAUCUAUGCGCCUAAUGAAGGGAAAUCGGAAUUUUACAAGAAGUUGCAGGGGACAAUGCUGGAUCAUCUGGAUUACAACAACAUCAUAAUGAUGGGAGACAUGAACGGGGUCGUGUCAACUAACAUGGACAAGUCGCAAAGUCAAAACAUCACAAAAGAUGGCAGACUACCUAAAACCUUUUUGAAAUGACUGACAAUAUGGACUUGAUCGACAUUUGGAGAACAAAGAACCCACUAGGUAGAGAAGGAACAUUCUUUUCUGAAGCCCAACUGACCUGGACAAGAAUCGACCAAAUAUGGAUCUCUAGAGGCCUGGCACCUAGGGUUAGAAAAGUGGAAAUCUGCCCAAAGACCUGUUCUGACCACAACGCAGUAAAGAUGGACAUGACACUACUACCAACUGGAUCCUUUAGAUGGAAGAUGAAUGACAAUUUGUUUAGAGAUCAGGAAAUUACCAAGAAGGCCCAAAAAGUUUUGAAAGAUUAUUUUGAGAUAAAUAUGAACAAUUCGGUGGAAAAAAGAAUCGUCUGGGACGCAAGCAAAGCUGUUAUGAGGGGAUUCCUGAUACAACAGAAUGUAGUAAAGAAAAAAACACAAAAUGAGAAAAAGACAAGAUUUUGGAUAAAAUAAAAGAAUUAGAGAAGAAAUUAAGAGUGAAUCCAAAGUCACAGCCAACUCUGAGAGAAAUUAAACUGUAUCAAACACAGUAUUCUAAAUUGAUAAAUCAGGAAAUUGAAUGGAAGAUCAAAUUAAUGAAACAAAAACGUUUGAGUCGGCGAAUAAAUGUGGAAAACUGCUAUCCUGGCAGUUGAAGAGAAGACAAAGAUUAAACACGGUUACAAAUUUAGAGGUUGAUGGAAGAAACAUUCAGAAUCCAGUGGACAUUAGAAAGUGUUUCCAGAGAUAUUUUAAAAAUUAUAUACCCAAGGGCCGCAAGACGAAGUUGAGAUUAAACAAUUUUUGGCAAAAAUGGAUUAUCUAAACUGUCACAAGAAAAUAGGACAAUCCUGAACUCUAAAAUAACACGACAGGAGAUUGAACAAGCUAUUCAGAACAUGCAACUUGGCAAAUCUCCAGGGCCAGACGGGCUGACCUCCAAGUAUUACAAGAUACUAAAAGACUAUUUGAUACAACCUUUGAUGGAGGUUAGCAAUGAAAUUAUGGAGGGGAAGAGGGCACCGGAUUCGUGGAAGGAAGCGUUUAUCACAUUGAUACCAAAGUCAGAAACUGAAAAGACACAACUGAAGAACUACCGUCCCAUCUCCCUUUUAAAUGUGGAUUACAAAAUAUUUGCAGAUAUUUUGGCAAGUAGAUUUUAAAAAGUUUUAAAUGAAGUAAUUCAUAAGGACCAGGCCGGUUUUCUCCCAGGUAGACAUUUGUUUGCUAACACAAGGAACAUUAUUGAUAUUUUGGAACUUCUCCAAACUGACAUAAAUACAAAAGCUGUUUUAAUUUUUAUAGAUGCGGAGAAGGCCUUUGAUAACAUUUCUUGGAAAUUUAUGAUGGGAAACUUAAAAGAGAUGGGAGUGGGACGGGGUUUUGAGAAUGGGAUUGAGGCGAUAUAUUCAGAACAGAAAGCAAAACUGAUAGUUAAUAAUGUGGUUACAGAAGAGUUCAAAAUUGAAAAAGGGACACGACAAGGUUGCCCUAAUUCCCUUUGUUAUUUAUUUCGGUUCUGGAAGUGCUAUUGAACAUGAUUAGAAGGGACCAGCUGGUGGAAGGAAUUCAGGUUGGUCAGAAACAAUAUAAAUUAAAAGCUUUUGCAGAUGACCUGGUUUUGACCUUGCAGAAGCCAGAGCCUAGUACGAAAAGAGUAUUACAAUUGAUUAAUGAUUUUGGUCGGGUGGCGGGAUUUAAAUUAAACAAACAGAAAACUAAGGUUUUGGGGAAAAAUCUGACUGAGACAGAGUCAGAACGGUUUCAGAAUGAGACGGAACUUAAUGUGGUUAAAAAGUAAAAUACCUAGGGGUAAACAUAACAGCAAAAAUCUAAGUCUAUUUAAGGAUAAUUAUGAAAAAUGUUGGACAGAAAUUAAGAGAGACUUAGACAGUUGGUCAAAAUUGAAACUUUCUUUGUUAGGCCGAAUUGCUGCGAUUAAGAUGAAUGUAUUGCCAAGAAUGUUGUUUUUAUUUCAAACACUGCAGGUAUUGGACAAAAUGGAGUGCUUUCAGAAGUGGCAGAGAGACAUUUCGAAGUUUGUCUGGCAGGGCAAAAAGCCCAGAAUUAAGUUUAAGAUACUAACCGAUGCUAAACAAAGAGGGGCUUUGCCCUGCCGGACUUAAAGUUGUACUAUGAAGCCGCAGCGUUCUGCUGGCUAAAAGACUGGCUACUUCUUGAAGACACUGAUGUGUUAGAUUUGGAGGGGUUUAACAAUGUUUUUGGAUGGCAUGCAUAUUUAUGGUAUGACAAAGUUAAAGCAAAUAAGGCCUUUAAGAACCAUAUUGUUAGAAAAUCACUGUUUAAUGUCUGGACAAAAUAUAAAGACUUGCUGGAAAAUAAAACACCAAGGUGGCUUUCACCUUUGGAAGCUAAGGCUCGAAAAGACCCAAUAUGGAGGCCACAUGGCCAAAAUAUUGGGAAAUACUAGAAAAGAUGGAGACAAUUGGAAAUUGCAGAGCUUGGAGAAAAUGAAAGACAAAGUGCGAGAUUGGUUACACUAUGCUCAGAUUAAAGAAGUUUUUAAAAGUGAUAAGAAACUAGGGUUCCAGGUGGAGAAAUCGAAAUUAGAAACAGAAUUGUUAGAACCAAAGACUAAGAUACUUUCAAGGAUGUAUAACUUGCUGUUGGAAUGGAAUACACAGGAUGAAAUGGUUAAAUCGGCCAUGAUAAGGUGGGCACAGGAUAUUGGGUAUAAUAUUAUGUUUGAGGACUGGGAAAGGCUGUGGAGUAAUGGAUUGAAAUUUACUGCAUGUAAUGCUUUGAAAGAAAAUGUAAUGAAAAUGAUUUAUAGAUGGUAUAUGACCCCAGUCAAACUUGCAAAAAUUUACCACCUGUCUGACAACAAGUGCUGGAAAUGCAAAGAGUGUGAAGGAACGUUCUUUCACCUCUGGUGGACAUGCCCUAAAGUGAAGGCGUUCUGGGAAAUGAUUUAUAAUGAAUUGAAAAAGGUAUUUAAAUAUACUUUCACUAAGAAACCAGAGGCUUUCCUUUUGGGUAUUGUCAGCCAAGGGGUGGCAAAGAAGGACCAGACAUUUUUAUGUAUGCAACAACAGCAGCAAGGAUACUACUCGCAAAACAUUGGAAAACCCAAGAUCUACCCACACUGGAAGAAUGGCAGAUGCAACUGAUAGACUAUAUGCAACUGGCUGAAAUGACCGGCAGAAUCCGUGACCUGGGAGAAGAGAGAAUCGAGGAGGAUUGGAAGAAAUUUAAGAACUACCUACAAAAACAUUGUGAUUUGAUUGAAUGCUGAAUAAGAUGCUGGACUAAAUAACUGAGCACCACUUAACUUAGAAAUUUUUAAGGAAACAAGAAAAAUUGUGAAAGUUUAACUCUUUAUGAGAACUUUAAGAUUAUGAAAUAUCGAAGAGAUAUAAGAAUUUAAAUAAGAUGAUAAAUUGCUGACAAAAUGUUAUAAUGAUGAAGGUGGGAGCGGGAGAUGUGAGGAAGUCCAAAGAAAAUGUGAAAUUAUGUUAAGACGAAUGCUAUAUUGUUUAUUACAUUUAUUUCUAUUGUAAAACCCAAUAAAUUGCUUUAAAAAAAAAAUAAAAAUAAAAAACUUUGCUCAUCUGCAAUUGUAUCAUGGGUGUGAACCUAUGGCAAGUUUUUGGACUUCCGCCAGUGUAUGCCAAGCCAAGAAUUUAAACUUUGGUUGGCUUAUCUGAACUCAGUGGGUGUCAGUGCUUAGAACUGACUGGCAAGGAGGGACGUUCAGAGUGCUAAGUUCAGGGAAGCUGAGCUGUAAGCAAAUUAACUUCCGCAAUUGUGCAUUCACAGGCAAGCUCUCUGCUUUUGUCCAGCAACACAGAGUUAACAGUGAAGCUUCAAGCUAAGCUUUCUGCAAUUUUACACCAUUUUUUUCUUUUUGAGCUAGUGUUGCGUUUUUGUUUACAUUCCCAAGUUUGUAGUUCUGUGCCUAGAUUCAAGUAAUAUUUUAGCUAGUUAUUCACUGAAAAAACAAGGUUUAUUUUCUUAACAUUAUGUAAUACAUUACUGCUCAUUCCCGGACGCCUUCCCUAUAUAGAGAGGUUAUAUAAACAGGGUUGUGUUCUUGCCCCAACUAUUUUUGGCAAAUACUUCUCCCUGGUAGUCUCCUAUGCCUUUGGAGCAAUGGGGGUCUGUUCAACCUGGCAUGUCUCUGCGCCAAGACAAAAGUGUUGCGGGUCCUUAUCCAAGAGAUUUUGUUUUCAGAUGACGCAGUUCCUGGAAACAGAUGGUCAGGUUUUACAUCUAUAGCAGUGACCAGAGGAGGAAUGGCCACUUGGAACAGAGAGCAGAAAUGCCAUGGUUCAUCUGCAGCAGCACAACUGGACACCUUCAUCUGCCUCAGCUGUAACAAAACAUGUCACCCCUAUAUCAGUCUCUACAGCCACAGCAGGUGCUGUAACCUUCCAAAAGUUUGACUUCAACCCCAAAGGCGCACUCCUCCAUGGUCUCCCGAGACAGAUGGAUUUCAACUAUUCUUAGGGGCUGUGAAGAUCACAUUGACUACUUAAUCUUCAUACCAUUGUGGUUUAAUAUAGCAUGAUUAAUUUGGUCAGGUUAAAAUGUAGUUGUUCAGUGAACUAAUAUUUACAGAAAACAUCUCAACCUGUGCAAAUUACAGUUGUUACAGCAAUCUUCUAAAAGAAGAUAAAGAGCAUAAUAGGGUAGGAAAUGCAUCUUAGCCAAAUCCCCUUUUAUCUAUUAUUUGAACUUAGUUACGUGAAAACCAUCUUUUGUUAAAGUUGAUUUGCACCUGCUACUUAACUGCCACCUAAACUUCUUGUUCUGUGUCUGUAUUUGUAAUAGGGUAAUAAUCUUUAUUGAAAUUGUUAUGUGACAAACAGAGCUUUUAUACCAUAAGGUGUAAAAUUAGCAGCAGGUGAAUAUGAAAUUCUAAAACCCCUUGUUUUGUACAUGUUUUGUGUUUAGGGUUUUUCAAGAGAUUUUGGGAAUUAAAAAAGCUUCAUUAACAUGUAACCUUGAAAUUUUGGAUCCCCUCCAAACUGAUGCCAAAGUUUUGUGGUGCAAACCCUGUGUUUUGUGCUACCCCCAAACUGAAUACAGUGGUACCUCAGGUUACAUAUGCUUCAGGUAAUAUCUGUUCUUAUCCUGAAGCAAAGUUCUUAACCUGAAGCACUAUUUCUGAGUUAGCAGAGUCUGUAACCUGAAGCGUAUGUAACCUGAAGCGUAUGUAACCCGAGGUACCACUGUACUCCAAUUUAAUCGCAGACUCUCUAUUUUGAUCUGAUCAAUUGUUAAUUUACAAAUUGCCAAACAUCUUGUGAACUCUUCAGGAAUAUUAUGUAGAGGGUAGUUAUAUAUGAGGACUGUAUGUCCAUUUUUUAUUCUGGAAAUUUAUACAAUUUGAAUUAAUUGUUCAUUCCUUAUACAGUAUCCCAGUUUCUCCAAAGAUGAUGAUAUUGUCAGCAUGAAAGGAAGGCUUUAAUUACCUGUUUUCCUAAUGACCUCAUUCUAUCUGUUUGGAAUUUAUGUAAACAAGGGCUUGGUCACAUUUGAAUUGCAGAGAUAAUUGUAUUAUUCCACAUUUGUUGUUUGGGUCAAUCUUCCAGGGAUUUGUGCACACAGAUGAUGGUACAAUUGUAGGCCUGCCAUCCUUUUUGCUCUUGGAUAUUUUUGGACCAAGUACAGGUUGCAGUGCUUCUUGGUGACAAUACCAUGUACUCUACUCCCCCCGGCCUUUAUUUACCUUUGGAUAAAAUAGUCUGAAUGAAAUCGCAGGUUGCUUGUCGCAGGAAGGUAUAUAUUUAAAGCAUCACAUAAUGGCCUGUGACAUAGUGGUGGUUUCCAUUGUGGAAAAUCUUGCCUAUAUGCACCUCACAUUUUUGUUAGGGUAUUCUUUUAGUUUAUGUGUUUAUUUGGAAAAAUUACUGAAUGCAAGCAAUGCUUUGUUUGAUUAUGCAUCUUGAUCAAUGUACAUGAUAUUUUAUGAAGUUCUGUCCCAUCUCCAUACCUCCAAAAAAUUAACUCCAAGGAUCUUAUAUUCUAGAACUUAACAUUUGGAAGCCCACCCAACACCCAUGUAGCUCCAUGGACAGACAAGCAGGCAGAGGAAGGUGCUGGGGAAGGCAACAAGGUGGGAGCCAUAGACACACAGAGUAGCAGCCUCCAAUGGCUCACUGCAUGCAGCAAAUGGGAACUCAGUACAGUGGUGCCCCGCAAGACGAAUGCCUCGCAAGACGGAAAACCCGCUAGACGAAAGGGUUUUCCGUUUUUGAGUUGCUUCGCAGGACGAAUUUCCCUAUGGGCUUGCUUCGCAAGACGAAAAUGUCUUGCAAGUCUUGAGAUUUUUUUUUUCGCUUCCCCCCCCUUUAUCUAACCUGCUAAGCCUUUAAUAGCCUUUAAUAGCCUUUUAGCAGCUAAUCCGCUAAGCCUUUAAGCCUUUAAUAGCCGCUAAACCGCUAAUAGCGCUAAUCCGUUAAGCCGCUAAUAGGGUUGCUUCGCAAGACGAAAAAACCGCUAGACGAAGACUCUCGCGGAACGGAUUAAUUUCGUCUUGCGAGGCACCACUGUAUACAUCUGGGAAGGGGUCCCACUUCCAGUUGCAUGACUGGCAAAAAGAUAACAAUUUCUGGACAAAAGCAGUGGAGCUCGUGGGACAAAUCCACAAUGCAAACUCUGUGGAACAGCUCCCUAUAUCAUGGGUAGGCAGACUAAGGCCCGGGGGCCGGGUCUGGACCAAUCACCUUCUAAAUUCGGCCUGCGGACAGUCUGGGAAUCAGCGUGUUUCACAUGAGUAGAAUGUGUCCUUUUAUUUAAAAUGCAACUGGGUUAUUUGUGGCGCCUGCCUGGUGUUUUUACAUGAGUAGAAUGUGUGCUUUUAUUUAAAAUGCAUCUCUGGGUUAUUUGUGGGGCAUAGGAAUUCUUUCAUUCCCCCCCCCCCCAAAAAAUAGUCUGGCCCCCCACAAGAUCUGAGGGACAGUGAACUGGCCCCCUGCUGAAACAUUUGCUGAUCAUAGAUGCUGGGUGUACAGAGGCUGCAGAUGGAAUCCCACCUGAGUAAAAUGUGUUUUGCAUAAAGUUCAAAUUCAGGGUAUAACCCCUCACUACGUAAGGUGAAGUGGGGGGAUCCUCACUCCAAAUACGGCUCAAUCAAUCAGGAGGAAUGCUGCAUGAACCAAUAGCCUGGCAUCUGCAUGGACCAACCAGACCUGGUCUGUUUUUGAAAUGCGCCAAGUGCAUUUUGCACCUUACUAUUGGCCACUUGAGACCAUAUGAAGAUGCCUGGAUGCCAGGGUGGCGCCUGAUGUCUCCACCACCUGGAGGUUCAUGCCUGGGGAUCUUUGGAUCUUGAUUGUUUUCACACACUAAUACUACAUCCAGUAGAGUUCUGUCAGUUAUAUUUUAUCUGCACAAUCAGAAUGAAUUUCAGGAACCAAAAUGCUUUUUCUCUGCAGCCGGAGCAGGUGUAGUGAACAAUGUUAGAAUUAAUUGUUGUAGCUUGUCUUCGCUUAUCCCACCCCAGACGUAUACUAAUACAUCUGUUAAUCACAGUCAAUCCAUCAUUUUUAAAAAAUAAGACUUUAGAGCCGUCUUACUCCCAAAUGGCAACUAGACAUUUCAUUUUGGUGACUGCAACCUUGGUCUAAGGAGCCAUUUGGUGCCUAACAUAUAUUUGAGUUUCUAACACUGCUUCUGGCCCAGCCUUUGCAUACCCCUAAAUAUUUUGUGGAUCUAAGUUUGGCCUCAUUAUCAGCCUUUGUGACGAAUCCAUGUGCACACCCUUUACGUAUCCCUUUACGCCUUCCAUCUACCCUGUCCCAGUGUGUCAUACACCCUGAUAACAGCAGAUUGGGUGAAGUCAAAGCCAUUAUUGAACCUGCCCAAGAUGGAGUAAAUCCCAAAAAGGUGUGCAUGAGGUUGUCAGUGUAUCACCCCAGCAGGGCUCCUGAGCCUCAGGUUGGAGUGCCUGGCUUAGAAAAAUACAGCAGUGGAUUCCUCCCCCCCCCCCCCUACUGUGUGUCUGCCCUUGACAAAAAAAAAAAAAAAGGUGGACUGCUGUUCUUGUCCACAGCAUAAUGUUGUACAGGCACCUCCCCACUCACACGUGACCAUGUAUACACAUGUUGCUGGUCAGUGCUUCCCCCCCCCCCCAAAAUGUUUAGGGGUACUCUCAUUUUCUUACUCAUGUUGAAAUACUGCCCCUCAAUUAGGCCAAACUUAGAUUCACAAAAUGUUUAGGGGUAUGCAUAACCCUGUGUCUCUCCAGCACUGGUGCCGGUAUAUAAUUAGAUAGAAUCCUACCAGGAAAUGGCAGGAGAUAGCUGGAGAGUCCUUGUGGUUUGGACAUCCAUGAGGAUGUCUGUGAGGGUGGAGGAAGCCCCGAAGGGAUCUAAGGUGUGAUGGGGCUUUGUUUAGACUAUGCUUACAGCUGGUGUGUGGGGUAGCGCAGGCUACAGCCGCUUUCCUGCUCAUUCUCCAGCCUCCAACUGGCCCCAGAGCUUAAACCCUAGAUAUUUUGGUCUGGAUUGGAGAAAGAGUGGGAGAGAAAGCUGGAGAGCAGGAAAAAGUUGGCAUUAGAGGAUGCUCCUCACAUUACGUGAUUUCACUUAUAUGUAGCGGGGCCUGGAACAUAACCUCCACCUAAGUGGUGGGGAUACCUGCAUAAAGCCAUCAAGUUUGCUAUGUAAAAAAUAGGCUUUUCUCCAACACACUCUUCCUUUCCAAGGUGCCUUCAUGGCAUUUCAUAACUGAAGCCUUCCUGUGCUGCUUCUGCUAUUUGGAUGGGUAGAAAUCCAGUAUUUCAGAUGGAUAUCCCCAAUUAAUGUGUACUGUAUUCUGCAGUUAGGUCACAAGAUAACACUUGAUAAUACUCUUUUUAAAAUAUAAUGACAAUUUUAGUGGAUGCCUGGAAGUGCUUUGAGAAUUUCCAUAGACCUGUCUUUACAGGUGGCAUAUGGUCUUUGUUAAGUUUCAUGUAAGAUAAGUAGUCCAGUGGGCAGGAAAUUAACAUAGGCCAUUUUUUGCCUGAGUACAAAUACCACAUCUGUUUUUCUUCCUUUACAUCUUUCAGGAAUGUGAAGCAGUAAAUAGAAUGGAUCCAGUAUCAGGUGCCAGAUCAAUUGAUGUUUGUGUGGAGGGAAUGACAUGCAAUUCUUGUGUACAGACUAUCGAGCAGCAUAUUGGAAAACUAAAUGGGGUUCACCAUAUUAAAGUAAGUAUUUUUUUCCACAUUGUUACCUGAUCAAAGGGUAUAUGAGGUGUGGUAGGCCUUGUUCGGCUAAGCAGUUCACAGGAUAUAAUUCAUCUAAAGUUUUUUUGAAGAGCACCAUCUGGGUUCUUGCUAAGAGAUCAAGUUGUGCACUAAGGGAUUAAGUUGUGCACUUUGGAAAUACUGUUCUUAUUGACGGGGGAAAUAGUAUACGUUUACUGCUGUUUUGGAGAGCAUGUAUUUUGGUUAUCUUACAUAUAAUUGCAGGUAAAUCAAUCAUUUCUACCUUAGGCAAACGCAGAGCAGAGAAGCUAUGUUAGUUAAAUAGAUUACGCUUGUGUAAUUAGAUCAUAAGAGUGGCUUCCUGGUUGUGCUUUGCCUAAGGAAAAUAAUAAAAUUUGGAAUUAAUGUAAUUGGCUUUUUAGUGGCAUCAGUUUGCCCUUUGGAAAAUUGAAAUAGUCAGAAAAGAACUCAGCUUGUUGAAAGCAAAUCCAAUUUUGAGACAGUUGCCCUGUCUGAUGUGAAAAGCUAGUGAUGUCAGCAAGGUUGUGUAUGAAGUACAAAUUAUUUUCUUCUGCUACUAAUUCAUCAGUUCCUUAUUCUCUAUCCUAGUUAGUGAAUUCCUGACUUUUCUAUCCCUAUUGAAAAAGAUCAGGAUCAGUUUUAAAACAGUUUUAACAGCUACAGUUCUCAAAAUGAAAUAUAUGCUCUCUUUUUCAAAGAUCUCUUUGUCACUCACAUCAUUUGGCUGUUUUUGCUGGAACAGGUUUUGAUUAGCUGGUCAGGCACCAGAAGUUCAGUUCUAUGGGGCUCGGAGAAGGAAGAGAAAUUCAGAGUAAAUGUUGUAGUUCUUGCUGAAACCAUCACACUAAUCAGUGAACUAGAACAAGGUGGGUGGGUGGGAACGGUAACUCUGAAGACAGAUGGAGAUGUUCAAAGUGACAUGGGUCACUCCUCCAAGUAUGAGCCACCCAGGAUAUGACUGGACUCCUGCUGGACGACAGUAGGGAGCAUGAAUCUGGACAAGUGGGAAGUAACUUGACAAACACAUCAAGAUAUUAAAGGGUCUGGAAACUAAGCAUUAUAAGGAAUGGUUGAGGGAACUAGGUUUGUUUAGCUUAGAAAAGAGGAGACUGAGAGAAGACAUGGUAGCCAUCUCCAGACUUCUCAAUGGGUGUCACAUGGAAGAUGGAGCAAACUUGUAUUCUCCUGCUCUGGAGGCUAGCACACGAACCAAGGGAUUCAAGUUACAAGAAAGGAUUUAUAAGAGCUGUUUGACAGUGGAACAUACUCCCUUGGGAGGUGGUGGACACUCUUUCCUUGGAGAUUUUAAAGCUGAGGUUCAGCUAUCUGUCAGUGAUGAUAUUCUUGCAUUGCAGGGGGUUGGACUACUAGGUGAUUCUCAGGAUCCCUUUGAACUCUACAGUUCAGUUAUUCUAAGUCUAUACCAGCUCUUUUCUUUCUCUCUUUAACCUUUUAACCUGUAGAGUUUCAUUUCAAGCCUGGUCAGUGCAAGGGACACUGCAACAUGGGAUUAGUAUAAUCUUCGCUGUAUGUAGAGUGUUAUGUAUGCUUAGGGCACUUUGGAAAGUGCUGUGUGAGAAAUUUAUACUGUAUUAUGUGAGUGAUACUCAGAAAGAAUCUGGCCACUUUUAUUGUGACUCAUCUUGUAGCCAGUCAUCUUGUCUUACAGAUAAAUCCAAUUUAAUUUGUGGUUUAAUAGGUACAGUCUUACACUUCCUUCUCAGAUGAGUGGAAUCACGUGCAGGGUGUCACUAUAAUAGGACAAAGCUGCCUGAUAUGUUAAUGCCACCUUGAGAUUUUAAUCUUUGUUUGGCAAAGUUGUCUAACAUGUUUUUUCUUUUUUUCUUUUUCUGCUUUCCCUUCAAGGUUUCACUGGAAAAUAAGAAUGCAGCCAUUAUUUAUAACCCCAAAAAGCAAACUCCAGAGUCACUACAAGAAGCUAUAGAUGACAUGGGAUUUGAUGCUACACUUACUAAUGCAAACUCUAAACCUGUUUUAGCAGACACCAUUUUUCUUACAAUACCAGCUCAAUCAGCAUUAACAUGUGAAGAAAUCCGUACCAACCUCCUGCAAACCAAGGGCAUCUUGGAUGUGAAAAGCUCUUCUGACAGAAAGUCUGUAGUUGUAACAUUUGUCUCCUCUAUUAUAAAUGGCAAGCAGAUCAACCAAAUAGUGCCAGAAUUCAGUUCAGAGAAUGUAGUGCAUGAAAUAAAUCCUGGAAUGUCUGAAGAUUCAAAUUUAUUCCAAACAAGCGACGUUGCAUUAAGGAUGAAAGUAGAGGGGAUGACCUGCCAUUCUUGCACUAGCACUAUUGAAGGAAAGAUUGGCAAACUGCAAGGUGUCACUCGAAUUAAAGGUAAUUAAAACAGAUUAGAGUUUGGUUUUUCCUGGCCUUAUAUGUUGCUUGAUCAUUUCCCAUGAGUUUUCCAGUAUUGCAACCCUUUAUUUGGUAUACCCAACUAGGUAGCUGAGUGGACUCUUUCUUUUACCCUAUUCUGUGUAGAGUUUGCAGCCAAAUCACAAAUGCAUGCUUUGCUGGACAAGCACAGGCUAGUACACAGAGAGUUCAUAGAGAGGACCCUUUAUGUGUCCACUUCCCCUGCCUCCUCUGGGCAGGUAUUCUGUAACAAAGGAGAUAUUCCUUUAUACUUUAUUCUGCCUCUGAGGAGACUCUUUCCACCAUGCCUCCAAACUGAUCAGACAUGUGUCUGGGGGCUUACAGACACACACUACCUAUUUUGAAGCCAGCUUCUUUAUUUUGUACCCAAGAAGUUUUCUUUCUGUAUUAAGAUUUUUACUAAAGUUAUUAUAAUGCAAUAAAAUAUAGAAAACUAAUGUAAAUUUAAAAAGAGACAAAAACAGCUGGAAAAGAAAUAGGGAAAAAAGAAAAACAAAGAAGCAGAAAGAAGGAAGGAAAGAGAAGGAAAGGAAAAGGAAAGGAAAUUUUAAAAAGGAGAGAAAGAGAAAAGAAGCAAUAAAGAGAGAUAAAAGGUUCUCUGAUUUUCCAUCUGCCAGUUUCAUUUCAAAAAGUUAUUUAAUACGUUCAUGGGAAUAUCCAUCUUCUCCACUUUCUGUUAAUAUUUCUCUUAAGUCCAACUCUCUCAAAAUCAUUCAUUUCCUUUUCCCUUGAAAAGUCCAAUAAGGGUUCCUAAUUAUUUUUAUUAGUAAUAAAUUUCAGCUGUGCUUCUUCUUUAAAGUCUUUCCACUGUGACCACAUGUUAAAAUAAUAUUCCAUAAUUCUUUUCUUGUUACAUAUCUUUUAAUUCCCUCCCAGUUCUGUAUAUUCAAUUUCCAUUUUCUGUUGUGGUGCAAUUGUGUGCUGUAGAAUGAGUGGUGUUAAUAGCAAAAGAAGACAAAGCUAUGUUAGUAGACAGAGGCUCAUUUGAGGGUGGCAGAACUCCUUCCCCAAUUGCAUGACACAGUUUAUCACAUUCCCAUAGGGACAGUGCUCCUCUCCCUUUGAAAGCUAAACUCCACCAUUGCAGGCAUGUGACCCGUCUGUGUUGCACACUGUGUUAUGCACUGGUAUAUCUGUGAUUUUGCAGCCUUUCCCCACCUGGCUUGCCAGUGGCAGCAGACCUUUCAGAGGUGGGCAAGAGGUUGGAUUAUCCUGCUAACAUGGAGGGGGAAACCAGAAUUUUAGGUGAAACACCAUUAGGGAAACAUACUAACAAUUCACCAUUUAUCUUCUAGUCUCCCUGGACAAUCAGGAAGCUGUGGUGGUUUAUCAGCCUCAUCUCAUCACAUCGGAGGAAAUAAAAAACCAAAUAGAAGCUGCCGGUUUCAUGGCAUCGAUAAAGAAGCAGCCUAAGCCCCUCAAACUUGGUGCUAUUGAUAUAGAGCGACUGAAGAACACACAAACCAAAUGCUCAGAAAAAGCUCCGCAAGAAUCUCCAGAGUACACACAAUGUUUGAAGACCAUAACAUUCCGAGUUGAUGGCAUGCACUGCAAUUCAUGUGUCUUCAAUAUUCAAAGCAGCAUAUCAGCACUCCCUGCAGUAACUAGUAUAGCGGUUUCUUUAGAGGAAAAGUCUGCCAUUGUAAAGUACAAUCCCAGCCUAAUCAGCAUAAGUGCACUGAGAAGAGCCAUAGAAGCAGUAUCCCCAGAGACUUUUAAGGUCAGCCUUUUUGACGGACAUGAAAAUGCUGCACUUCUGAACACACCUAAAUCUCCACUGAAAUCUCCAAGAGCUGUCAACAGCAUCAUGCACCAUCCCUUGACAUGCAUCACCGUGAUAAAUAUAGAAGGAAUGACCUGCAAUUCUUGUGUACAGUCAAUUGAGAGAGUAAUUUCCCAGAAGCCAGGCGUGAAGGCAAUACAUGUGUCUCUUCUGAACCAUAAUGGGACUAUAGAAUAUGACCCCAUGCAGACCUCUCCAGAUGACUUAAGGAAUGGCAUUGAGGAUAUGGGUUUUGAUGCAUCCUUAACAGGUGAUAGCUCUUUAAAUUAUGCUUAUAGCGCAAAUCCAACUGCUAUUUUGAAAGGUAGCUUUCUCUGGAGGGGGUUGUGCAAAUCCAUAUGGUAAUUAUAAUCUCUUAAUACUGAUUCUGAAAUGGCCUAACCAGGAGUCACUCACCCUAGUUUUUUGGGGGUGGGGACACAGGAAAGGAAAUAUUGGGUGUCAUUAAAGGCAGCUGAUUUGGACAUGGGCAGGUCUGCCCCACUGUGUACAUUCCAACAAUAUGUUGUUCUGCAUAGCCCCACUGAAAUUAAUAGGUCUAUGAGAUUGCACAUGGUAUGGUGUAUCUGAUUGAACGUUGCUGAUGUCUUCAAAGAUCUGGGAAGAUGCCCCUCCUUCAGCUCUACGUGCUUGCUUUCUACAUGUAUGCUCUACAAGCAUGUGCUUUAAACAAUUGUUUCAUGUUCUUAUUAUCUUAGAAUAUUUGUAGUGUUUCAACAUAAAGGCUAGCAGCCACUCACAACACUACAGAUACUCUGAGAUAAUAAGCAGGAACACAAAACAAUUGUUUGAAGCACAUGUUUCUAGAGCAUACAUAUAGAAAGCAAGCAUGCCCCCUAAAGAGAAGAGAUGCCUUAUGGCUUCUGUUUAACUGGAAAGGAUAUCCUAAAGGUAAUUUUCCAGUUAGGAAGCAUGGGAUUUGCUAUUUUCUCUGCUUCUCAAAUUCAAAGGUAUCUUCUGGGCUCAGCUAGAAAUAAGGUAGACUGAGAGAGCUGGUAUUUUUAGCUCCUUCAGAUGUGAAAUGAAUGCAUCCAGUGUCCUUGGGACUAACAUAGUUGCAGCAGUUGUUCAAACACAUUAAAAUUAUUCUUUUCUGUUCCCAGGUCCCACAAGUACAGAACCUUUGGUGCUAAUAACUCAGCCCUCACAAGAAAGGCUGGCAGAAUCUCAGGAUAAUAAACACUUCAAAAUGGAAGCUCACUCCAACCUCUCCCCCGUCCACAAUAAGCAGGAUGCAAGUGCGCCUUCCAAGUGCUACAUUCAAGUCACUGGCAUGACAUGUGCUUCCUGUGUGGCAAACAUUGAAAGGAAUCUGAAGAGAGAAGAUGGUGAGAUAUACAUUAGUAAAAUGGAUUUAAGUUCCCUGACACCAUUUUAGUGAUGCUUAACCUGACCAUUUAAAGCUCAGGUGACGCAAAUAUGUAGGCCCUUCAGGGAUUCUGAUUAUACAGUUUAAAUUCUAAGGCUUGCAUCUUUAGCAGGGAUGAAGAAAUGGAGUGAUAUGUUGUGGGAGUGAAUGCCAUCCUUUGGCAGGAGAAGAGCUAAUAGCAUUUGCCAUUCAUUACCAUAAGACGUAACAAUCUUCUAGUCUUCUCUGUGUCUCUUGUGGCAAAAAAUAGAAGGUGGAAUCCAUAAUGUUUCACUGCCAGCGAUCAGUUUUUGUUCCCUCUCUAAACUCUUAAAGGCUAGUGGCCAAGAAAUAGGAUAGUGCAUUUUAGUGGCUGCCUUUCAAAAAAGAUCUGAAAGAGGAUCCAAAGGCACUGCUGUCGCAGCAGCACAAUGACUGUAUCUUUCCCCUUCAUUGCAGGGGUUUAUUAUUAUUAUAUAUUCAAUUUAUAUGCCACUCUUUAUCUGAAGAUCCCUUGGCGGUAUACAACAUUAAAAACAUAAUUUACAGAGCAUAAUAAUAAAAAACAGUAAAACAAUCACAGAAAGAAUCUUAAUAACAGUUCCCCCUCCCCCACUUUUAAAAGGUCGUAGAUUGUUUAAUGGCCAAAGAAGAAUGUUUUUGCCUGGUGCCUAAAGACGUGUAAUACAUUAGAAAUUAGGAAGAGGAUAUGGACUGGCAGGGUGCUAGGGUGGUUGUUUGAGGACACUGUGGUUCCCAUAGGUGCUGCAUUGGGAACUUCCACACUAAACAAUAUUGUAUACUUUAUUUGUAAUGGGCAUAAAAACCAUAUUCACCUUUUUUUCUAACUUUAAUCUACAUUGAAUAUAUGAAGUGAAGUGGAAUGUGGAGAAGUAGUUAUUUAUCCUUUCUAGUAUUUAUAGCUUGUCUACCUGUUCAAAAAAUCAAGGUGGCUAUCAAAGCCUUUACCUUGACUCAAAUUAGAGCCAGACCACAUUCUGUGAAUAAGUUGGCUCCUUUAGCUGUUGCAUGUAAUACCUAUUAUGUUCCAGUAUUGCUGUUAUGGCCUAAUCUGUAUAGAGGUAUAUGGCACAACUCAGCCUUCCCUAAUGGGUACUCCCCAUAUGUUUUGAAUUACAACUCCCAUGAAUCCCCAGUCAUCAAUGGAGUGGUGGUCCAUAACAUCUGAAGACUAUCUGAUUGCGGAAGGCUGAGCAAGAGCAUCCCGCUGUAUAUUACACUCCUAAUUUCUUUAUGUAAUGUUCCUUUGUGUGGCCUUGUGUCUCUAGGAAUACACUCUGUUCUUGUUGCUCUAAUGGCUGGGAAGGCAGAAGUGAGGUAUAAUCCUUCCAUCAUCCAGCCAUCAGCUGUAGCGGAAUUGAUUAGGGACCUGGGCUUUGGAGCUACAGUUCUGGAGAACUAUGAUGAAGGAGAUGGCACCCUGGAACUUGUCGUAAGCAAAUAAUUUAAUAAUCAAUGCCACUUAACACUCAGCCAUUUUACCUAGUUAGCUUUUCAUACAAACAGAGUUAAUUAAAGAAAAUUCCUCUACAGAUUGUGUGUAAGUAACUGUGAUUCCAAAAGCAUUUAGAGUAAUUUAUCUCCCCCACCUCCUCUUCCUUUGCAUGUGUGAGAGAGUGUAUGUCAGAGAGAUUACUACUUGGCAAGCUCCAGCCAUUAGCUAGAGACACUUGGUGUCUGUAUGGAACAAUUUUUGUCAGGACUAUAGCAGAGGUGGAGUGAAGCUAAUUCUUAAAAUUUAAACUCAGCCUCCAUGCCAGCUUGUGUUAGGGCAACAAACAUUUACCGUAUUUUUCGCCCUAUAGGAUGCACUUUCCCCCUCCAAAAAUGAAGGGGAAAUGUGUGUGCGUCCUAUGGGGCGAAUGCAGGCUUUCGCUGAAGCUUGGAGAGCGAGAGGGGUCGGUGCGCACCGACCCCUCUCGCUCUACAGGCUUCAGGAAGCUAUCAGCAAGCCUGGGGACCCCGCGGGAGUUCCCGCAGGGCUCCCUAGGCUGCGGAUAGCAGCCUGCUGCACGGAGCGCGGGGAGCGCUGAAGCAGAGCGCCCCGCACUUCGGGCAGACAUCGGGCAGCCCCACAAGCUCGGGGGACAGCGGGGAGGCGGAGCGCCGCCAUCCCGCUGUUCCCUGACCUGGUUUGGAUUCCCCGACCUCGUUUUGGGGGGGAAAUGAAGGGAAAAAAAUUUUCCUUUAUUUUCCCCCCAAAAAACUAGGUGCGUCCUAUGGGACGAAAAAUACGGUAAUCAAGUUUUCAGUAUAAAAAAGGGGGGGCGGAAUUAAGAGAGGGGAAGUCUGAUCUCAUGCCCAUUUGUGCCACAUUUCUAGGCACAAGUCCAUCCUUUAAAGCUCUGUGUCAGAGUGUUGUUGUUGUUGUUGGCACUUUCUCCAUGAAAACCCUCUCCAGACUGCAGAAUCGGAGCAAAAGACAUCCCACAGAAAACCCAAGUUGCCAUUUGUUCUAAGUCAGUGCUAAGGAGCAGGUUUUCCUAGGGAAAGUGGUGGUGGGGGGAAUGGUCUUGGACAUGAAGCUUUAAAGUGCAGAUAUGUGCCUUGAAAGCGUGGGGGUAGAGGUAAGUGUGAAUGAGCCCUUUGCCUUGGCAGCUCAAGUUUAUAUUUUAUUUUGGUGUGUCUGAUUCAUAAUACAAUUGAGCAACAGUAUUCUCUGCUGGCCAGCUAGGUUUACGUUUAUACUUUAUUUAUUUAUUUCACAACAUUUAUACACUGCUUGAUUGUAAAAAAACCUUGAAGUGGUUUAUAAAAGAUAAAAAGUAAAAUAAAAAAAAUAUUUACAACUUUAAGGUGCAUCGGUUUAUAAAAAAGUAUUGUGCCUUCCUUCUGAAAUACUUGGUGUACUAUGUAAAUUAAAAUAACACUGUGAAACAGUUGUGCUACACAAUCAAUAAAAUAAAGUUAGUGCAAUUUUGGGUCAUUGACUGGGAACAGUGCCAUCUUCCGAUUGGAAUUACUUAUCAACUUACUUAUUUAUGAUGCAUGCAAAAUUAUCUCUGGAGAGAAUAUUCUGCAAACAAUAAACUUUUGUUUUAACAGGUGAGGGGAAUGACAUGUGCCUCAUGUGUUCAUAAAAUAGAAUCCACGCUUAUGAAAACAAAAGGGAUUCUGUACAGCUCUGUAGCACUUGCAACAAAUAAAGCACAUAUUAAGUAUGAUCCUGAGAUAGUUGGCCCAAGAGAUAUUAUACGGAUUAUAGAGGUAAGUAGUCUUGUGAAUGUAGCAAUUUGAUGGCUCAUUUUUCACAUAUAAUACUACCGUGUUAGUGGAACAUAUUUUGCAGCUGAAGAUUGUUGGGCCCAUUGUGGAUAGUAAAGAUACCAGUAUAAAGAUAAUUGUAAUCUUGGAGACUUUGUCUCUGCCCCUGUCUUGCUCCCCCAACUCUUAACUUUUUCAGUUACCUUUCUUUCUUCAUGCUUCCAUCUUUAUUUCCUCAUGUUUGUCUGCUUUGAUCAUGGACAGGGAACAUUUUUGGUUCCACAGGCCACAUUCUUCCACAGGCCUCAUGGGCCAAUCUGACAGUUGGGGGCCUCAUUUUCUGGUCAAUCGCAGGAUGUCAUAUAAUGACACUGUGAUUGACUGUUGGGUUGUCGUGCCCACCUAUGAGCAUCCCUUGCAGGGUUCUGGAGCACCAGCAGCUGCUCAAGGACACACAAGAGAGAAGCCUGCAUUUUAAAAUAUUCCCCCUCUUGCUGCUGCUGUGUGAAGCCAGAGAAGGAGAUAACUUUAAAAUGCAGACUUCUUUCCAUUGCUUCCCACACGGGGCAGUGGGACAGGUGAAUGGGAGUGAGAGAAAAUUACCUCAGCCUGUUUGUGAGCCUCCCCACUGGUCUCCAAUCCUGACGUUGCAAGUUGAAAGGAAAAACAUGGGAAGAUUUGCAAACCACCCCGUCUGGCUCCUUUUCUCCUAGGAUGUCAGAGGUGGAAAUUAGCUGUGCAGGGAGGCUUAGAGAGAGAAGUAGUUUCCAGUGACUGGAACUACUACUCCCUCCUUCAGCUGAUGGGCCAUUGGGAGCAUGCCUCGCUCAAGCAAAGGAACAUGUGAGAGCCCACUUUAAGAUCCUGAUGGUUCUUUUGAAGCUCUGCUCUUACCUGCCUCACAACUGAUGUCAUAUAUGAUGUCUGGUAUGGGGGAGGUGUGUAUGGCCUCUCCAAACAGGCUUGCAGGCCAAAGGGAGAUGACUGGCAGGCCAAGUUUGGCCUGCAGACCAGAGGAUCCCCAUCUCUGGUUUAGAUUGGCCAAAACCUUCCUGUAGGUAGGUGUACAUUGUUUUAUGUUGCAUAUUGUACAGCACCAUGUUUUUAAGGUGUUUAUUAUUAGCAGUAUAUGCACAGGUGAUAUGCAGAUAUCCAGACAACUGCAUGGUAUCCUCAAGAAGCAUGAUGUGUUUGAGUCAAAUGUUUGCAUCAUUUACUGAAAUACAGUUAAAACUCCUCUAACAUUUUGAAACAGCUUUGUGGGAGGGAUCUGCUCUCUUGCACUCUGAAUGUGUUUUUCCCUAGCUUUCAAAACUGACUGCAACAUUUGUACACUACAAUAAAUCUAACCCCCCCCCCCUUUUUUUUUUAGAAUUUAGGAUUUAAUGCUGUGCUGGUGAAGAAAGAUAGAUCUGCUAGUCACUUAGAUCACAAACAGGAGAUAAGGCAGUGAGUAUUCUUUUAUUCGUACUCCAAUCCCAUUCAAGAUGUUUGAUUCCUUCUGUGAGAAUCCAGAAUGCAGUUCUGUUAUAAAGCAGGGCUGGGGAACCUUUUGCUUCCAAAGAGCUCUAUUUCCUCAGAAGCAUUUCAAUGGGCUGCAUGUUCCUAUCAGUCCAUGAUUCAUGAAUAUUCUCUUUCAUUCACUUUGGAUGUGUACACACUGUACCUUUAAAGCACAUUUCCCCCCUAAAUGAAUUCAGGGCCCUGUAUUUAGUUAAAGGAAUUGUAAUUCUGUGAGGAUUAAACUACAACGCCCAAAAUUCUUUGAACGGUGGAAAUGCACUUCGCAUGUUCUUUAAAGCCAAUAGAGUACACACAGCCUAAUUGCAAUUUGCAUUGAGCAAAAAAAAUUCCCUUUGGUUCUUCUUUUCCCAGUAGACUGCCAGCAUGAGGGCCAGUCUGAAUCAGGAUCCUGGGCUAGAGGUCUUUAAACCAUAGCCUCCUGCUGCACCUGCAACUUACAUUGAUGGGCUGGGGGAGACCUUCCAUUAAAGUGAAUCAUACACCCUACUAAAUGCUUCCUGUCAUGCUCAAGGUGCUAGAUGCAUGAAUUUUUCUCCAUAGUCAAACACUUUCCUUUCAAUGUUGUUAUGAUUUCUUCACUAUUAUCUUGUUCUCUUAUUUAUUAAGAUGGAAACGAUCCUUCCUUGUAAGCCUAAUUUUCUGCAUUCCUGUAAUGGGACUGAUGAUUUACAUGAUGGUUAUAGACAGCCAGAUGUCAUCCAUGCACAAGGUUGCGAACAUGACCAAAGAAGAAAUGGAAGCAUAUCAUUCAUCAAUGUUCUUAGAGCGCCAAAUCCUUCCCGGCUUGUCUGUUAUGAAUUUGCUCUCCUUUCUGUUGUGUGUCCCUGUGCAGGCAAGUAGGAAUAAAUCAAAUGCUAGUGUAAUAGUAUUUAAAUUUCAUGCCAAGAUUCCUUUGAAUGAACCAUAUGGAAUAAAGCAGGUGGACAAACUUGCUGCCAACCCUUGGACUAAUUUCUUGAGCGUGCUUGGGGGUGGGGAAUGGCACAGAGAUAAGGGAAGAAAAGGGGAUGCCCUGCCCAUUUUAGAUCCAGCCCCCAGCGUAUUAUCCCUUGGGGAAUGCUGUUCCCACAAGAUGCAGUGAUGGCCACUGAGCUGCCGUAUUUUUCACUCUAUAAGAUGCACCUGACCAUAAGACGCACCUAGAUUUUAGAGGAGGAAAACAAGAAAAAAAAUAUUCUGAAUCAAAUAUUGUACUAAACUAUUUAAUAAACUUAGGGGCGAUGGGCGUUGUAGUUGAACAACAUCUGGGGACCCACAGGUUGACAAAGGCUGAAUUAUGGUAUGUGAGUUGGGGCCUACCUGGCCUCUCUCCCCCCCCCCCAUAUUUUAUUCAAGUUGGAAGAGGGAGGGAGGGAAGGAAGGAAGGAAGGAAGAGAGAGGGAGAGCUUCAUAUUUGUGUGUGCCUGUAGCGGGCAGCUGCCUUGCCUCGCCUCCGAGGUGACGCCGGAACCGGAGCAAAAAGAGGAGGAGGAGACACCGGGACAGGAGCCGUGUAAGCGGCUCUCCCAUCAGCUGAGAGGAGGGGCGGAAGGGGCUGCCGUCUGUCCCUCCUCCUGCCUUGCUUUUCUUCCUUUUUAGGAGGAAAAAAGUGUGUCUUAUGGAGUGAAAAAUACGGUAGGUGCUUUUAGAAGAGGGUUAGAGAAAUUCAUGGGUGAGAGGGCUAUUGAUGGUUACUAACCAGAAAGGCUUUGCUCUUCCUUCCACAUUUGGAGGCAGCAGUUCUUCCAGCAGUUGCUGGAAGCCACAUGAGGGAAGAGGGCCAUUUUGCUCAGUUUCUGCUUGCUGGUUUCCCUCAAGCAUCUGGCAGGUCAAUGUGAGAAUAGGAUGCUGGACUAGAUAGACCAUUGGCCUGACCCAGCAGGAUCUUCUUGCGUUCUUAUUAGCUGAAAGCACAUUAGGCCCUGUAGGCUAAGUUACUUUUACUGUAUUGCCACCCCUCUAGACAAAAAUCUGAAAUAUUAAUGCUUGUUCCUUUUAAGUUUUAUUAUGAUGGAACAAAAUGCAAGAAUAAGCUCCACACUUCAACUAUGCCUCUCUAUUAAAGCUGAGCAUCCAUCAGAUUUUUCUAGGCAGUCUGCUGCCUGUUUGCUUAGCCACCCUACCAGGGAGAAUUAUCUGAACCCAGGAGGAGAAUGACAGUUCACAGAUCUUAUAUAGUUAUCAAUAGUGUGUUUAUGUGCAAAAUGUAAUUGUGAAUUUUGCUGUGCUUGCAGUUAUUUGGUGGCUGGUAUUUCUACAUCCAAGCUUACAAAGCACUGAAGCAUAAGACUGCCAAUAUGGAUGUGCUGAUCGUUUUGGCAACCACCAUAGCAUUUGCCUACUCCUUUGUUAUUCUUUUGGUUGCAAUGGUUGAGAGGGCAAAAGUCAACCCUGUGACUUUCUUUGACACACCACCCAUGCUCUUUGUAUUCAUUGCAUUGGGGCGAUGGCUGGAGCAUGUGGCCAAGGUAAAUAUAAAAAUAUAAAUGCUCAUAUAUUUAGAGGGGCAUUUAUUAAAGCACUCUCAGACUUGGCGCUGCUAGUUUUGUAAGAUUAUCUUAAAAGUUUAGUGCUCAGUUAUUUCUCAGUUACAUGAUGCCUGUUGGAAUCCAAGAGAGAGUACAGGUAUUCCAUUCUGUAUGUGGCAGAAUUGUGUUAAAUAUACAUUCACUGUUUUCAAGACAAAUACUUCGGAAUGCAUGCUUCCCCCACACUUAAGUCCAUCUUCAUCCCAAGGAGAAUAACAGAAGACUGUUUUACUUACUUAGAACUUAUUUAUUUGCUAGAAGCAUGGCUUGUGCUGCAUAUGACUUUGUUGCUUGCAAUAAUCUUUUAGGUGGUACUUUGAAUUUAACAUAUGUGGCUCUAUGCUUUUAUAGGGUAAAACAUCAGAAGCCCUUGCAAAACUGAUUUCACUACAAGCAACUGAAGCAACUAUUGUUACUUUAGGCCCAGACAACAUCCUCUUGAGGUAUUGUGCUUUACUGUAGUUUUUAAAUAAUUUUUUUGAAAGGCAAGCUGAAUACAUUUCAGUAUGUUGUGCUCAUUGAUUUCCACCCCUGUGCUCUUUAUUUUUGUAUGGCCCCAUCAAUAUAUAUGGCAUUUUGUAGAGAAAUAGAAGCAGAAGAUAUUCUUUCACCCUAAAUAACUUGCAGUCUAAAUUGCUGGUAUUUGGGGGAGAGAAAGAUGUGGCAUGAUUAUGCACAGAUUCAGCUGCACAUGCUGAGGCUUUAUUUCAGUUGUGGAUAAAUAAGGACUAAGGAAUUUUGUGUGUCCUCUUAGUGAAGAGCAAGUUGAUGUUGAGCUGGUUCAGCGGGGUGACAUUGUCAAAGUGAUUCCAGGAGGCAAGUUUCCAGUGGACGGCCGUGUUAUUGAGGGACAUUCUAUGGUGGACGAAUCACUCAUCACAGGCAAGCUGUGUUAUAUUUAUUUCAACGGGUGCUUGAAACUAACUAAUGGUGUGGGUAGGAAGGAAAAGAGACAAAAUGAAAAUUAAGACUAGGGGAUGAGAGGGGGAAAUGCAAAGAAUUGUGUCUCUUAAUGUUUUGCUGGCAAAUCAAUUUAUGCAGGUGAAGCUAUGCCUGUGACUAAAAAACCCGGCAGUACAGUCAUUGCAGGCUCUAUUAACCAGAAUGGAUCAUUGCUGAUCUCUGCAACCCACGUUGGAUGUGACACUACUCUCUCCCAGAUCGUCAAACUUGUGGAAGAAGCACAGACAUCCAAGGUACUUUCAAUAAGCAAUAGUAGAAAGGAAGUAAAGUUUUUCAGCCUGUUUCUUCAGCUUUGAUUCAGUACAACAAAUUUAUGAAUCAAAUUUGACAUCAUUACAUGCUUACUUAUUGGUCUUCAGCAGAGAGGCAACUUAAAAUUCCCAUACUUAUAGGUCUCACAUUCUCUGAUCAUGGCAGUUGGUAAGCAGACUGUAAAGCAAAUCAUUUUGUGUAAUUUGGAAGCUAUUCAAGCAAAGCAUUGCAAAAAAGAUGUAUUGUUAGGACUGCAGAAAAAGAUACAUGUGCAAAGGUGCUAGUGAUGGGAAGCUUCCUGUUAUUCAGAGUGAAUUUGCUAUUUAGGCAAAUGUGUAGACCAGGGACGGCCAUCUUUCAAAAGACUGCAACCAACUCACACAAUUAAAAACUGGCAGUGAACUACCCCUUUUGGGGGGGUUCAGGUCAAAGUUGUUGAGCUUUUCUUCUUUUUAGGGAGGGAAGCCCCAUUUUGGGGGGGGGGAGAUCACUAAUGAAACAGCAGCAAGUGCUCCUUCUUCCGUUCCAGAAAUCUAGAGGGCAGAGCUGGAUGGAGGAGCCAGCGAUCAACUGCGAUCUACCAAAACCUCCUGGGGAUCAUCCAGUAGAUCGACCUGUUGGACAUCCCUGGUAUAGACAAUCUCUGAGACAACCUCAUGCCUCAGAGAAGAUAGCUAGAAUUUAUUUUCUUUUUCUCUCCCUGUGCUUUAGGCUCCAAUUCAGCAGUUUGCAGACAAACUUAGUGGCUACUUCGUUCCAUUUAUUGUUGGUGUUUCUGUGCUUACACUUUUUGCCUGGAUAGUGAUCGGAUUUGUUGAUUUCGAAAUUGUGGAAACCUAUUUUCUUGUAAGUCUAGUAUUCUUUUUUGGGGAAGAUUUGUUUCACUUCCAGGUUUCAACCCUUUAAUGCUGUUGACACUCCCGACAUUGUCUUUGGAAGUAAUGCAGGGCUGGAAAAUCUUAUUGGCUCAGCAGACCAGAUCCUUAUAAAGAUCUGCCUUGCAGGGCCAUCCACCUGUCAGUCGGGAGAUGUCACAAAUGAUGCCAGGGGAUUCGGUGCUUUGAAGCCAGGACACCAAAGCCCAGCCAAAUUGAGCAUGUUGGGUGAGGUAGAAAGAGUUUCUUGUAGGGAGCUCUCGUGCUCCUGAAUCAAGCUGGAUUGAUCUCCCUUCAUGUUGGCCAAUGGAGAGAGAGGUCACUUCUGCUUAUCGCUGAAGUGCAUGGAGCUGCCUCAAAGAGGAGUCCUGGGAAGCAGGAACACUUCUCUCUCCCAGUGCUGCUUUUGGAAGCAUGUCCAGUGAAAACAAGCAGCCCCCUUUCCCUUCAAGCAUGGAAGUAGGGUGGGAACAUUUGCGGUUAUUCUUGAUGUGCUUAUCAAUUGACCAAUCUGUUUACAUGCAGUUUUUAAUGAGGGCAUGACGGGGAAUUACUAGCCUUAAAAAGGAUAAUGGAUUUAAUUACAUGAUUUAUAUGAGCACCGAGGGGCAAAUGUAGGUUUGCAGAGGCAAUUAUAACUUUUUAGAAUUUUAAACCUUGAAAUUUUAUUUAAUUGUACUUAUAGUCUACCUCUUCUCAAGCACUCCAGUUGGCUCAAUAUACAAUUUCAACAAAUGCUUCUUGUGUAGCUUUUGGAAGUACACCCAGAUUCAUGCUUAGUUAAGUGUCAAGUGAAACACAGAAGCAAAUUCCCAAGUUGAGGUCCAGCCACCGAGAGUGCCCAGCCUUGAAACCUGGAAAUACAGGUGAAACUCGAAAAAUUGGAAUAUCAUGGAAAAGUUCAUUUAUUUCAGUAAUUCAUCUUAAAAGGUGAAACUAAUAUAUGAGAUAGACUCAUGACAUGCAAAGCGAGAUAUGUCAAGCCUUUAUUUGUUAUAAUUGUGAUGGUUAUGGCGUACAGCUGAUGAAAACCCCAAAUUAACAAUCUCAGAAAAUUAGAAUAUUGUGAAAAGGUGCAGUAGCUAUUCAAUCCAUAACACCUGCAAUGGGUUCCUGAGACUUUAAAUGGUCUCUCAGUCUGGUUCAGUAGGAAGCACAAUCAUGGGGAAGGCUGCUGACCUGACAGUUGUGCAGAAAGCCAUCAUUGAGACCCUCCAUAAGGAGGGAAAGCCUCAAAAGGUAAUUGCAGAAAAAGGUGCACAAGCAGCAGAGAUGACCGCAGCCUGGAGAGGAAAAGACCAUUCAAACGUGUUGGGGACUUUCACAAGGAGUGGGAUGAGGCUGGAGUUAGUUCAUCAAGAGCCACCACACACAGAUGGAUCCUGGAGAUGGGCUUCAAGUGUUGUAUUCCUCUUGUCAAGCCGCUCCUGAACAAGAAACAACGUCAGAAGCGUCUUACCUGGGCUAAAGAAAAAAAAGAACUGGUCUGUUACUCAGUGGUCCCAAGUCCUCUUUUCUGAUGAGAGCAACUUUUGCAUCUCAUUUGGAAACCAAGGACCCAGAGUCUGGAGUAGGAAUGGGGAGGCACACAAUGCCAGAUGCUUGAAGUCCAGUGUGAGUUUCCACAGUCUGUGUUGAUUUGGCGAGCCAUGUCAUCAGCUGGUGUUGGUCCACUGUGCUUCAUUAAGUCCAGGGUCAACGCAGCCGUCUACCAGGAGAUUUUGGAGCACUUCAUGCUUCCUUCCGCAGAUGAGCUUUAUGGGGAUGCUGACUUCAUUUUCCAGCAGGACUUGGCACCUGCCCACACUGCCAAAAGUACCAAAGCCUGGUUCAAUGCCCAUGGGAUUACUGUGCUUGAUUGGCCAGCAAACUCGCCUGACCUGACCCCAUAGAGAAUCUAUGGGGCAUUGCCAAGAGAAAGAUGAGAGACGUGAGACCAAGCAAUGCAGAAGAGCUGAAGGCUGCUAUUGAAGCAUCCUGGUCUUCCAUAACACCUCAGCAGUGCCACAGACUGAGAGCAUCCAUACCAUGUCGCAUUGAGGCAGUAAUUGUUGCUGAGUACAUAUGCAUGCUUCUGCUUCUCAGAGGUCCAAUAUUGCUCUAUUUGCAAUCCUUGUUUUGCUGAUUUCAUUUAAUAAUCUAAUUUUCUGAGAUUGUUAAUUUGGGGUUUUCAUCAGCUGUACGCCAUAAUCAUCACAAUUAUAACAAAUAAAGGCUUGACAUAUCUCGCUUUGCGUGUCAUGAGUCUGUCUAUUAAAAGGUAAAGGGACCCCUGACCAUUAGGUCCAGUCGUGAUCGACUCUGGGGUUGCGGCGCUCAUCUCGCUCUAUAGGCCAUGGGAGCCGCUGUUUGUCCGCAGACAGCUUCCGGGUCAUGUGGCCAGCAUGACUAAGCCGCUUCUGGAGAACCCUAGGCUCUGUGGUUUAACUCACAGCGCCACCCGCGUCCCUUAUCUCAUAUAUUAGUUUCACCUUUUAAGUUGAAUUACUGAAAUAAAUGAACUUUUCCACAAUAUUCUAAUUUUUCAAGUUUCACCUGUAUAUUGAUUUAGGUUGGCCUUGAAGUGGAGGUGGUCCCAUAGAUAUGUGGGGCCCAGGCCACACAGAAUUUUGUAGGUCAGCACCACACUUCGAAUUAAGCCCUAAAUAAAUUUGUGAGCCAGUUAGUGAGUGGUCAAAGUUGCCUUAGAAUAAGCUGUAUUUUUCUUGUGAGCAACCCUUGUUCAUACCUAAGCAACUAACUGUUUGUUUGUCAAUAGGGGUACAAUAAGAGCAUUUCCAAAGACGAAGUGAUAAUCCGCUUUGCUUUCCAAGCCUCCAUUACAGUGCUUUGUAUUGCUUGCCCUUGUUCUUUGGGACUAGCAACCCCAACAGCUGUGAUGGUGGGUACUGGUGUAGGAGCACAAAAUGGCAUCUUGAUCAAAGGUGGAGAACCUCUAGAGAUGGCUCACAAGGUAAGAAAUCAGACUUUCCUUUACAGUUUGGCCACAAACUGUCAUGUUUCUAAAAAGGAUCUGGCUAACUUCAUCCUUCCCCAAAGCUUGUAUGACUUUAGUCUGCCAAAAAAAAAAAAAGGGGGGGUGGGGGACAGAAAGCACUUGGUUUCUAAUGUGGUUUGCGUUCUUUUUGCAGGUUAAGGUUGUGGUAUUUGAUAAGACAGGGACCAUCACCCAUGGAACUCCAGUGGUGAUGCAGGUGAAGAUCCUAGUGGAGAGUAACCGGAUGCCACGCAAUAAGAUUUUGGCACUAGUGGGAACCGCUGAGAGCAACAGUGAGCACCCCCUGGGAGCAGCUAUUACCAAAUACUGCAAACAGGUAGAGGAGCUAAUACAGAGAUUUCUUGAUUCACCCUCUUAACUAUCUGCCAAGCACCAACUUAAUUGUGGGGGACAUACAGCCAUGUCUGAACUUUCCUGCCAUGCAGUGAAAUAACCGCAUUUGCUACAUAUUCACACCUUAUCUGAAAAUGUUGUGACAUGGUAAGGCUGUCUUUGUCAUCAGAUUUCUCUCUGGAGUGAGAGUUCAUGAGUAUAGGAUUUUGAGCUCAUAGCAUGCUCUGAGGUAAAGGAACAGCUGCAGUAUUCUGACCGGCAGAGGAAUGUGCACCUACAGUCUCUCUCAGCAUGUCAUACUGGGAUGGGGCCACCCAGGUUCAAAUACCCACUAACACAUGAAGCUCACUUGGUUACCUUGACCCAAUUGCUCUGUUUUAGCUUUAUCUGUCUCAUAAGAUGGUUAUCAGGAUGUCAUCAAAUGGGGAGAGUUGGGGUGGGAGAGAAUCAUGCAUGCCACCCUGAGCUGCUUAGAACAAGGGUGGGAUAACAAUGUAAGCCAAUGGGCACCACAAUGAUAUUUACUACAGUAUAUUUUUAGUAACUGGUUAAUUUUACUUAGUGAAUUAUAUUUAAAUAAUUAUAAUUAAUACAGCUCUGUGUACACAGUUCUGAAUUGUCUAGAAAUCUAUGGGGUUGUAUAUAACUUACGUUCUGCUCAGAGAAGACCCACUGAAAUUAAUAAACCUCACUUGGCUUUCUGAAGAGCCUCAUUAUUUACAGGUCUUACAAAUAUGUGAUUACUUCUGAGCAUCUCUUUAGUCUUAAGCUCCUUUGUACUUUUGUUCCCUCAACCUACUAUGUAUUAUUUAUUUAUAAAAAUAUUGAUAUACCACUGCAUCAUAAAGAUAUAUCACAGCAGUUUACAACAAUUUAAAAACAAUAAAAACAAAGUUUAAAACUAGUUAAAAGAAAAAAGAAAUUAAAUACAAGUAUCAAUAGGCCAUUAUGGGGGGGGUAUACUCCUUAUUGCCUUCAUAGGCCUAGUGUAACAGAAAAGUUUUCACACAUUUAAAAGUUGGCACAGAUGGCACCUGCUGAAUCCCUAGUGGCAGGGUGUUCCACAGGACUGAGCCAAUGCCUUUGAAGCCUCAGUUUCUCACAUUACAAUCUUGGAUGUGUAUAUGCUUUUGCAGAAUGACUUUUAAAGUCUAGUGUGCAUUUACCAAAUCCCAAGCACUAUCUGAUUAUAUAUUCUCUUUAGGAAUUGGACACAGACACCCUUGGAACUUGUACUGAUUUUCAAGUAGUCCCUGGCUGUGGCAUUAGCUGUAAAGUCACCAAUAUUGAAGCCCUGCUGUGCAGCAGGAGUGAGACCAUGGAAGAGAACAAUGUCAGGAAUUCAGCCCUUCUGAAAAUGGAUGAGAAUAUUGAGGAAAUUAUGCAUCCUGCCUUGAUUAUUGAUGAGCAGUUGCCAAGUAAGUUGAGAUGAAUCUGUCAAAUGAGCUUCAUGUAAGCAGAAGCCUUGUUUUGGCAUCUGUUGCUAGAGGUGCAUCAGCCUUUCUCUUUCACUGAGGGUGGGAUUUGAUGUCUUCUUUGCUUUUAAAAAAGUAAAAUAGUAAAUUGUUCCUUGUAAAAGCUCUGAGGGGAACUGGGUGCAAUUUCCUCUUGAUUGUCUUUAUUCUGAUCCACUUCCGAUGUAACUGUGGUUUAGUGUCACAAGAAUGAGAUGAAGUAAGCCUUGAGUGCAUACACUACCCCUUUCCCUCCUUUAAGCACAACUGAAAGUGCCAGCUUUUGGUUUCCUAUAAACUGGUUUCUUGAGUUCAGCUGUAUUGGGAAACUGCCUUUUAUUUGGCAUCAAAAGUGAAAGCUUUCAGUUUUCUAUCUUUGCAUGAGGAAGAGAGUAAAAUGGGGUGUAUGCUAGCCCAAAACUCAGUGGAGCCGUAGUUUAGUAUAUUUUCCUACCUGGAGCAGCAUCUCUCACUCUCUUUUAGUUUUCUUUAGUCAACUAUUUCCCUUAUUUUAUCAAUUUAAAGUAUUGCAAGGCAUUCCAAGUGGGAGAAACAUGUGUUGCAGUUCUCACUGGACUGAAUCAUCUCUUACUGGAGAUCAGGACGGAUGUCUAUCUGAAUCUUUCUCCCUCCCCACUCCCAAAUAAGCUUUUGUCAGGAUUAAAACUAGACUCGAAUACAUUGGGAGUGCCUUCAAACAUGCAAUUUCCCCUACCUUCAGCUUGAAGUAAUACGGUCCCAACUAAAGUUGUACCAUGUGACUAUGCUGCUCAUGUAGCUCAGCUGUAAGCACACUGUUGCACAAGUGCAUAAUCUGGAUAAUUCUGACCACACACCUGUGGUCCCUAGCCAUAGGUCCCUAGUGAAUAAAUGUUCGUGAAUAGCCAUGACUAAAUGCUCCUGCAAACUUAGCAUGCAUCAGCAGUAGUGUGUAAUUAACAGGUCACCUGUUUCUCAGAAACUGCAGUAACAUUUUCCUUUCAGCUACUUGGGGUUCCCACAAGUAUUCUGUUCUAAUUGGAAACCGGGAGUGGAUGUCUAGAAAUGGUCUGCUUGUCAGAAAUGAAGUUGAUAAUGCCAUGAUUGAGCACGAACGUCGAGGUCGCACUGCUGUUCUUGUGGCUGUGGAUGGUAAGCUUGAUAAUGAGGAUUAGGAUUGGAUUUUAUGUGUGAUACAUUGAAAAGGCAGGGAAGAACGCAGCUGAGGAGUAAACAGUGACUGAAAAAGUUGUACUUCAAGCAAUAAGGAGCAAAAUAUUUUGAAGACAGAUAAAAGAGAGCUCUAAGAGAGAAUUAGAUAAAUUUGUGGAGGAGACAGGUAUCAAAAGGCUACUAACCAUGAGAGCAGAAUAUGAUAACAGGAUGCUGCACUAGAUGUGCCAUUGGUCUGAUCCAGCAGGUUCUUCUCAUGUUCUUACAGUAUGCUAUAUUUUUCUAUAUAAAAUAUUCCAGUUCUCAAAAUGAAUUGUUUCAUAAUAUUAAUAGAUAAUCCAAUGUGUGGCUACAAAUCCUGUCAAACUGGCAGGUCUAACAUUGUUCUUAACUUCUUUUUCUCUGUUGACUAUUCCUAUAAUAAAUAUAUACACAAAGCAGUACAGUAAUCCUAUCCAGUGUCAUUUUCCUUUAAACAUUAAGCAAUGUAAAUAAGUAUUUUCAAUUGACUUGUGUCUUAAAAUACACACAGGUCCCAGUAUGUAAACACUUGUUAUACAAGUCUUCAGGUAUCUACACAUGAAGGAUUUGUAACCUAACAUUACCAAGUGAAUGUCUUGAAUCAGAUAUCCGAACAACAGUCAGAGAGACAGAUAUACGGAGAGACAAAUUUACAGAUACACAAUUGCAUUCACCGAAAAAUCCCCAUUCCCUUCCUCCCUUGUCAACUCUUUGUGCCACAAAACUGUUUUUGGUUUGUGUUUCCUGGCUUUCUUGUUGAAUAAAUACAGGUAUGUAGUUUAAUUGUAACAGUGUUUGUGAUUUUAUUCAUUAUAGUAAUGUUGUUAAUGGUUUUACAGGGUUUUAUUUAAACAAUUUGGGGGCAUGUUGUGGUUUUCUCCCUAGGAAGGAAUGGAGCAUGCUAUGUGAGCACCUGCCUAACAAACCGUUUCACAGGAACAGAUUAUGUUUGCAAAGCAGGACCUGUGUGUAUUUACAAUUACUUCUAUUAAAAUGCUUUCCAAGUAAAGCUGCCAGUAAAUGCAUUUGCAUAUAACAUUUAAGCGACAUUUAAUGUGCAUUAUUGAUUCCCACAGAACCUCGAUUCAGAUAGGUUUGGCUAUUAGAAAUAUUAUUUGAGAUCUAGAGAGAGAGAGAGAAAGGGAAGGAGGGCAUGUAAUGUGGCAUACUUUUAAAGUUUUGUGUUCUGCAUGUAAGACAAACUAAAUACCAAUAGUUCUAGGGCUUUGGGAAACUUUCUGGAAGCUUUCCGCCCAGGAAGCCAGUAUCACUGCUGUCAGGGAACUGCCAUCGGAAGGAAGGGAGGUGAAAGGACUCAGACAGGUUGGAAGAGACUCAGCAGCGGAAGAGGGAACCAGCAAGGGGAGAGAAGCUGAACUGAGGGAGGUGAAAGGGCUCAGACAGGUUGGAAGAGACUCAGCAGCUGCAGAGGAAACCAGCAGGGGGAGAGAAGCUGAACUGAGGGAAAGGGAGCUGGGGGGAUGGCUCAGAGAUACUUCCAGCGAAAACAGUGGUGAGGUUUCCGGACCUCCUGUUGGGACACCCACUCCUCGCCGGAAACUGUCACGCAGAGAGUCCAGAAGACGUGUUUCCGUUAAGGAGCUUUUAUGUUGGAAGCGACUACGAAAGCAGCCACUGUCGGAAUCUUCUAGUGACUAGAGGAGCCAUGUCAGAGGGGCUCAGUCACAGACAGAGGUUUGUGGACUUGAACAAACUCUGAGGGAAUACGAUUUUACGCACAAGCAGCUCAUCUUCCCAUCACAGCAUUCCGACAGUCUUUGAACGCAGCUUGUGCAGGAGAAGGCAUAAUGAGCAACCCAGCAGGAACCGGAGAAGCAGGGGCUGGAGCGGGUCCAAGCCUGGAAGAAAGGUACCGGGUGUUGGAGGUCCAGCUGGCGCUGCAGACGGCGAGGCUGGAGGAGAGGAGGGCUCAAGAUGCAGACAAAAGGGAGAAAGCCACCCAGCUCGCCAGAAAGGUACCAGGAUUGGUGCAGAAAUUUGGGGGGGAGCCCAAAGACUAUCAUAGCUUUCGGACAGAAAUGCAAUAUGCCCUCAAUCUGCAGUUUGAUGAUUUCCCUGAUGAGGAAUCACGAGUGGCUUUUGUGAUUGGGCAUCUUGAAAAGGGGGCGAGAGACUGGGUUAGACCCCUGAUGGCAGCGCAUAGUGACGUCCUAAAGGACACGAUGAAGUUCUUUCGCGCCAUGGAUCUGAUGUUUUCCAGCGAUAUUGAAAAGGGAGUGGUGCGCAGACAGUUAAUGGCUUGCAAACAGGGGAGCCGAUCUGUACGUGAGUACUGGACUGAGUUCACCAUGCUGAUACACAGAUUGGGGUGGGACUUAUCGGCGGAACCCAUUCAAAUGCUCUUUGAAGAAGGGCUUUCUUCGGCUGUGAAAGAUGAACUUUCCCGGGCGCCCAGGGCGGAGUCUAUGGACCAGCUGACCAAAUCAGCGCUGGCCAUAGGAGCGCGCCAGGAGGCGAGAGCAUUGGAGAGGCGGGAAGGGAAAGGGGAACGUUGGAAGGAGUUCCGCAUUCCAGACAUUCCAGAGCCAACUUUCCCGCCGGCAGAGCCGAUGGAAAUCGGAACAGCGCGCGCGCGCAGUUUCAAAGCCCAGUGAGGGGGAAAAAGGAGGGAAAAGGCGCCCGGAAAUGCUAUCUCUGCCAACAGCCAGGGCACUUUGCCAGAGUCUGCCCUCAGAGGAAGGAAUGGCAAGGGAUGGUGGGAGCUGUGGAGGGAAGAGAGGAAAAGAUACCGGAGCAACUAAAAGCCAACGCCUGGCUGCCAUUGUCGGGGCACAGCAGCCAGGCCAAAGAGCAGUGAAAGUGCCCACGCCAGAACCUCCUAAACCCGCCCUAGUGAUAGAAGUGACACUAGAGCUGCCAAACGGACACCCUCUAAAGAUAAAGGCGCUGUUGGACUCAGGCAGCUCCUGCAAUUUCAUGAGCAAAGAGUUUGCAGCUGAACACCAGAUACAGACGCUCCUUUAAGCAACCCCUGCAGGUAACCACGAUCGAUGGCAGGGAGCUGUUGGGAGGAGAAGUCAGCUUGCAGACCGUCCCAAUGAUAAUGAAGGUGGCAAGGCACACCGAACUCAUUGCGUUUAAUGUGGCCACCUUGGGAGGAGCUCCCAUUAUAUUGGGGAUGAGCUGGCUAGCGUUACAUGAUCCGCUGGUGGGCUGGCAUCAAAGAGUGGUUUCUUUUGGGUCAGCACAUUGCUUAGAACACUGCAAAGAGGGAAAGGUUUUGGCAGGGGCCCAAGCCACCCUAGCAGGGACUGAAGUAACGGAGAACGUGAAGGUACCACGACAAUACGCAGAUCUCCGCGACGUCUUCAGCGAAAGGGAAGCUGACCAACUACCACCGCAUAGAGCCUUUGACUGUCAAAUCAAUUUGCUCCCUGGGGCACAGCUCCCUGUGGGCAAGCUGUACGCCAUGUCAGACAGAGAGAUGCAGGAGCUAAGAGAGUUCAUUGACAAGAACCUGAAGAGAGGGUUCAUCAGAGAGUCCAGGGCGGUGGGGGGCAGCCCAGUGUUUUUUGUGGACAAAAAAACACGAACAAGCCGAGACUGGUGUGUGACUUCAGGGCCUUAAAUGCAGUGUCAGAACCAGUGGCCUUCCCGAUGCCCAGGAUUGACGACAUUUUGACAAGGGUGCGGAAGGGAAAGAUUUUCACCAAGCUGGAUCUAAGGGGGGCGUACAACCUGAUACGAAUAAGGAAGGGGGAUGAAUGGAAAACCACCAUGUUCACCCCUUUAGGGGCAUUUGAAUACUUAGUUAUGCCCUUCGGUCUACAAGCAGGCUCCGCAACAUUUCAAUCGUUUAUGAACCACGUCCUGGGGCCGUUGCUUUACAAGAAUUGUGUGGCCUUCUUAGACGACGUGUUGGUGUAUUCUGAGAAUGAGGAGCAGCAUGUGAGAGACGUCAGAGAAGUGUUGAGCAGGCUGCAAGCCAACCAGCUGUGGGUGAAACUGGAGAAGUGUCAGUUUCAUACCAAGGAGGUGGAAUUCCUGGGGUAUCGCCUGUCUGACAAGGGGUUGGCCAUGGAUCCCGGCAAGGUCCAGGCGGUACUGGAAUGGAAAACACCCAAAACAAGGAAGGAUGUGCAGAGGUUUUUAGGAUUUGGGAACUUCUAUCGUAAGUUCAUCCCAAACUUUGCCCACCUGACGGCGCCCAUUACGGACUGUCUCAGCAGUAAGAAGAAGUUCGUUUGGACGGAGGAGGCGGAGCAAGCAUUUGAGGAACUAAAAAGGGCCUUCGCCUCGGAACAACAGCUCCUGCAUGUGGAUUUACAAAAACCGAUGAGAGUGGAAACUGACGCAUCAGACAGAGCGGUUGGGGCGGUGCUUCUCCAGCCAGGGAAGGAGGAGUCAGAGUGGAGACCGUGUGCUUUUUUUCGCGAAAGCUGAACAAAUCCGAGAGGAACUACACGGUGUAUGACCGAGAACUACUAGCCAUUCAUGAGGCGUUCCGGAGAUGGAGGCACCUGCUAAUUGGCGCACAACAUAAGGUGCAAGUGUGCACUGACCACAAGAACCUAGAGUAUUGGAGGACGGCACGAGUGCUCAACCAACGGCAAGUGAGGUGGGCCCAGGAAUUCUCCAAAUUUAACUUUGAGAUUUGUUACGUGCCAGGACCAGAGAACAUUAGGGCGGACGCUCUCUCACGCAAACCUGAAUAUUUGGAGGGGGAGGGAGCACCCGAAGAGAGACAUGUCAUUCCAGAGGACCGCUGGGUGUGUGGGGCGGCAUUGGUGGGACAAAGAGAACUGGUAGAAGAAACAGAGAAUGAUGAAUACGCCCAGAAUAAGCUCAGAGGUCUUAGGGAUGAGGGAGAGGAAUCAAGGGGUUUCGAGGAAAGAAAUGGAGCUUUGUAUUACAAAGGGGCACUGUAUAUCCCUGAAGGAGACUUAAGGGGGAGGGUACUCAAGCAGUUGCAUGACAGCCCCACGGCGGGCAUUUUGGGCAACACAAAACCAUGUGGUUGGUCACCAGGGAAUUUUGGUGGCCUAAGGUGAGGGAGGAUGUACGUGAGUAUGUAAGAGGGUGCGAGCAGUGCCAGCGAGCCAAAGGGGAAAGGCGGGCGCCGGCGGGGCUAUUAGAACCCUUACCAACACCAGAACGACCUUGGGAGGCAGUGUCGAUAGAUUUUAUGACUGAUCUGCCGAAGUCCAAAGGGAAAACAGCCAUCAUGGUGGUGGUAGACCUACUAACAAAGAUGUGCCACUUUGUAGCUUGCUCGCAUGCAGUCACGGCGGAAGAGACAGCGAAGUUAUUUGUAGAACACAUUUUUAGGUUGCACGGGGUGCCAUUGAGGGUGGUCUCAGACCGAGGAAAACAAUUUACUUCCAGGUUCUGGAGGAAGCUCAUGAGCUUACUGCAGGUGGAGGUCAACUUUCGACUGCCCGGCACCCUGAAACCAACGGGCAGGCGGAAAGAGCAAACGGUGUCCUCCAGCAAUACCUGAGGUGUUAUGUCAAUGACAGAGAGAAUGACUGGGUAGAAAAGUUGGCGCUGGCGGAAUUUGCCUACAACAAUGCCGAGAAUGUGUCCACAGGGAUGAGCCCUUCUUGGCUAAUUAUGGGUGUCAUCCCAGGGCUUUCCCAGGGGAGAAGGGGAGAGAUGGAGCGUACCGGCAGCCGAGCAUUUUGUAGAAGAAAUGGAAGCAAUCCACCGUCAGCUCCAACUCAACUUAGAAAGGGCGAAGGAAGAAUACAAGAGGCAGGCAGACAAGAACCGAAGGGAAGGUGAAACCAUAAGGGUUGGAGAUAGGGUGUGGCUGUCAACCCGAGGGUUGCCGCUCAAAGGAGGUUGUAAGAAAUUAAGACCCAGGAGGUUGGGUCCCUUUGAGGUCAUUCAACAGGUCAACCCAGUGGCUUUCAGGCUCCGGUUACCCAACCACAUGAAACUGCACCCAGUAUUUCACAGGUCGUUACUGUCACCGUACGAAGGGGACGAGAAGGGAUGGCCACUCGGGGACCGGGUCAUAGAAGAAAGAGAAUGCAGCAGUCAUGUGGCAGAAAUCCUUGAUGCCAGGUGGAAGGGGAAUCAGGUGGAGUAUUUGGUAGCGUGGGAAGGAGAACCGGAGUCAGAAAACACGUGGGUAAUGGCCGAAGAUAUCAAUGACGAGGUAUUGAUAGAAACGUUCCAUCAAAGGUUCCCGAGGAAACCUCAGCCUGUGGAGAGGUUCCGGAGGGAAUACUUUGGGACCACUGAGGAGGAGGAGGAGUUGGAAGGAUUCCCAGAAUCGGAAGGGGAAGGGGAGAUGGACUCGGAGGAGGAGGAGUGCUUCGAGACCAGGAACCGCAACAGGUGGAGAGAAGUGUUCGAGACAUCGGAAGAUGAAGGAAGUUCAUUCCGGGUUUUGCCUCCUCACCGCCCGUAGAGGAGGGGGCGAGAGGGGGUGAAGGGGGCCCUGGAGGGGAGGUGGAUGUCAGGGAACUGCCAUCGGAAGGAAGGGAGGUGAAAGGACUCAGACAGGUUGGAAGAGACUCAGCAGCGGAAGAGGGAACCAGCAAGGGGAGAGAAGCUGAACUGAGGGAGGUGAAAGGGCUCAGACAGGUUGGAAGAGACUCAGCAGCUGCAGAGGAAACCAGCAUGGGGAGAAGCUGAACUGAGGGAAAGGGAGCUGGGGGAUGGCUCAGAGAUACUUCCAGCGAAAACAGUGGUGAGGUUUCCGGACCUCCUGUUGGGACACCCACUCCUCGCCGGAAACUGUCACGCAGAGAGUCCAGAAGACGUGUUUCCGUUAAGGAGCUUUUAUGUUGGAAGCGAUUACGAAAGCAGCCACUGUCGGAAUCUUCUAGUGACUAGAGGAGCCAUGUCAGAGGGGCUCAGUCACAGACAGAGGUUUGUGGACUUGAACAAACUCUGAGGGAAUACGAUUUUACGCACAAGCAGCUCAUCUUCCCAUCACAACUGCCUUGGAAAGUGAGAAGAAUAGCCCAUCUUUAAAUUUGUGCAAUGUCCCAUGGGUGGAAGGAGAAAGGGGGUGAAGGAAAGAGGAAAAAUAGUCUUUCUGUGCUCUUCAGAAAACAAAGAGGAUUAAUGGAAACAUAUUCAUGUCUGUCUAGGAGAACUCUGUGGCUUGGUAGCUAUUGCUGAUACUGUGAAACCUGAAGCAGAGCUGGCAGUCCGUACUUUGAAGGCUAUGGGUUUAGAAGUUGUUCUGAUGACUGGUGAUAACAGCAAAACAGCCAGGUCUAUUGCCUCUCAGGUAAGCUGCUCCAUAUGUUGGCUUGCCUUGCUUCAGGCAAUUUUCCUAAUGCCUACAAGGUCCAAAGGUUCCCCCCUUCAAUUUUUAAAAAUGCAAUAGGUUACUUAUUUAGUCAUUGGAGCAUCAGUUAAAUCAGUGCUACUCAAAGUGGUGGUCCACAGGCAGGUUCUGAGAGCCACCCUGGUGACUCCACCACAGCUCAGGUUGGGUGGGAUGCUUCAGGGACCAGAUAUGCUACUAGUCCCUGGAACAUUUGGAGGCAGGGAUUGCUGGUCUACAGCAUCAGAUCGCUUGAGAUGUAAUGAGUUAAAUAAUGCUUUGAUAUUUCUAAGCAAUGCCACUGAUUGUUGGGGGAAUGCUUUUCGAAGAUGAGAAUCUCGUAGUUCCACAGAACUCAUUAUUCUUAACAACUGUAUUUUUUUGUGUCUGAGGAAUCUUCUGGUGUGAUUUUGGACUUCCUUUUCUUUUUCAGGUUGGCAUCACUAAAGUGUUUGCUGAAGUCCUUCCUUCCCACAAGGUUGCCAAAGUAAAGCAACUGCAGGAUGAAGGGAAACGGGUAGCAAUGGUGGGGGAUGGGAUCAAUGAUUCCCCUGCUCUUGCCAUGGCUAAUGUUGGAAUUGCCAUUGGCACAGGCACAGAUGUGGCCAUUGAGGCAGCAGAUGUGGUUUUGAUUAGGGUAAGUGAUUGGAUAGAGUGAAGACCCAUAAUUCAAUGUAAAACAAAUUAUGCCACCAAUGUAACUAGUCUUGUUAAUUCUUACUUGGCAGAAUGAUUUGCUGGAUGUGGUGGCAAGCAUAGAUUUAUCACGGAAGACUGUUAAAAGGAUACGAAUCAACUUUGUCUUUGCUCUCAUUUACAAUCUUGUCGGAGUUCCUGUAGCUGCUGGUAUGUGAUGAUUCUGGACUUUGACAAUAUGUAUAAUAUUGCAUUUUUUUUCUUCCAUGGAACAUUAAUUGCAAGUAUACAGUGGUGCCUCGCAAGACGAAAAGAAUCCGUUCCGCGAGUCUCUUCGUCUUGCGGGUUUUUUCGUCUUGCGAAGCAAGCCCAUUAGAGGUUUAGCUUAGCCGGCUUAAAGAUCAGCUGAUAAGCGGCUUAACGAUCAGCUGAUAAGCGGCUUAGCAUCAGCUGUUAGCGGCUUAAAGAUCAGCUGUUAGCGGCUUAGCAUCAGCUGUUAGCGGCUUAACGAUCAGCUGAUAAGCGGCUUAGCAUCAGCUGUUAAGCGGCUUAAAGAUCAGCUGAUAAGCGGCUUAGCAUCAGCUGUUAAGCGGCUUAAAGACCAGCUGAUAAGCGGCUUAGCCAUCAGCUGAUAAGCGGUUUAGCAGCUUGGGAAAAAGGGGGGGAAAGGAAAAAAACCCCGCAGGAACUCGCAAGACAUUUUCGUCUUGCGAAGCAAGCACAUAGGAAAUUCGUUUUGCGAAGCACCUCCAAAACGGAAAACCCUUUCGUCUAGCGGGUUUUCCGUCUUGCGAGGCAUUCGUCUUGCGGGGCACCACUGUAUAUCAAUUAACAAUUCCUUAUGUGGGAGAAAUUUGUGUGUGAGAAAAAGAAGAAAGCUGCAGUUGAUAUAAAUAUGUUGCACAGAAAGAAGAAUGUUAAGGGUUGCAACUGAUACCCAAACUCAUUCUUAAAUGUUCAUGCAAAUUAUAGUGGGUAGAAAAAAGGGAAGCUUUUCCGGUUUUUAUUUAUUUAUUCAUUCAUUCAUACAUACAUACAUACAUACAUACAUACCCUACCUAUCUGACUGGGUUUCCCCCUGCCACUCUGAGCAGCUUCCAACAGAAUAUAAAAAAAUACUGACAUUUCAGACUUUAAAAACUUAUUGAUACAGGGCUGCCUUCAGAUGUCUAUUGAAAGUUGUAUAGUUGUUUAUUUCCUUGACAACUGAUGGGGGGGUGUUCCAUGGGGAAGGCGCCAUUACUGAGAAGGCCGUCUGCCUGGUUCCCUGUAGCUUCACAUCUCGCAAUGAGGAACUGCCAGAAGGCCCUCAGAACUGGACCUCAGUGUCUGGGCUGAACAAACUGGAUUAGAUUUACUUGCUUACUUACUUACUUACUUACUUACUUACUUACUUAAUUUUUGGCAUUUGCAUGCUGCCCCAUAACCCAAAGUUAUCUGAGUGAGCUGAACUUCAGAAGAGGGCCUUAAGCAAUGGGUAGGCAGGUACACAUGAGAAAAAACCUGGUUCCAACACAUUUAUGAGUUUAAAGGUUAAAACCAAUUAAAAAGUGAUGGGAAAAGUAAAUGGACCAUAAAUGGUCAAGCUGGCCUUGCUUUGGACCUGCUGCAGUUUCCAGACAGUUCUAAUUCCAGCUGUUUGAUUAAACAUGCAGUGUUACAAAACUCUACAAUUGACACUCUAGCUAGGUCCUCUGCAAGUCCAUAAAUCCUAAACUUGGGUUUUGCCUUCAGCUCUGCUUUGCCCCCUACAUAAACACUAAUUUAACAUGCUUUGAUUUUUUAAAAUGCAUUUCAGAAUCAUGUUUGUGACUUUGUUCUUUAACAUUUCCUAGAGUUAUUUCCAAUUUCCCUCCCCAGGUGUCUUCCUUCCAGUUGGUUUGGUUCUGCAGCCUUGGAUGGGCUCUGCAGCAAUGGCUGCCUCUUCCGUUUCUGUUGUGUUGUCUUCUCUGCUGCUAAAAUUGUAAGUACAGUAUCCUCAAGCUUCUCAUUCUUACUUUCAUGACUUGCUUGUGAAAUCCAUGGUUGCAUUUUGAGAAAAAUAAUUUGCUCUUCCAAAGAGGAUAACCAGCAAGCUGGGCUCUGUCCUACCUUUUGAAAAUUCAGGUAGGACUUACCUGUGCCUGCAGUUUUCCAGAAGAAUCCCCUGCCCCAUAACUGCUGUUCAGUUCAGUGAGCUUUCAGUAAUGUAUUUUUAAUGCAUUGCUUGUCUCAUUCAGCCUCAUAACAACUCUAUAUAGAGCAUGCCAAUUUUUGCAGUUAUUGCCGAUUGAGCUCGUUAGCCUAAUUACUGAUUUGAUCCUUGGUUAAAUUGGGGAUCAAAUUGAAGUUGUCUAUCCAGACUAACAAAUACUGUUAGUUGCUGAACUACCAUGGCUUUCACAUUCCCACUUUGUCCUCCUCAGCCCCGGGACAGCAUUUUAAGAGAAGGAGACUUUAUAUCCACACUUCCAUCCCAGUUAGGAAUUCCUCCCUUUGCCCAAAGACAUUGCAGGCAACAUAAGAACUGUCUGGCUCCUCAGCCUGGUCUGUUCUGGUUAUGGAUGAUAUUGUCACUGGGCACCUCUGGAGCCAGUCAGGGGAGUAAACUGGCACAGUUUGAUUUGAUUAUUGAUUAUUUAAUUUCUGUACCUCUUAAUAUAUAUUUUUUUAAAUCUCUUUAAGAGGGGUACAAAAAAGACAACUUAAAGCAAAAUAUUACAGAAACACACAGUUACAUAUACAGUGGUGCCUCGCAAGACGAAAAGAAUCCGUUCUGGGAGUCUCUUCGUCUAGCGGUUUUUUCGUCUUGCGAAGCAAGCCCAUUGAUGGAUUAGCGGAUUAGCGCUAUUAGCGGCUUUUAGCGGCUUUUAGCGGCUUUUAGCAGCUUAUCAGCUUAUUGGAUAAGCAGAUAAGCGGCUUAGCGACUUAGAAAAAGAGGGGGGCAUCUAAAAAAAAAACGCAGGAUCUCGCAAGACAUUUUCGUCUUGCGAAGCAAGCCCAUAGCAGAUUCGUUUUGCGAGGCACCUCCAAAACGGAAAACUCUUUCGUCUAGCGAGUUUUCCGUCUUGCGAGGCAUUCGUCUUGCGGGGCACCACUGUAAAAAUGUUACAUUAAUACAAAGUUAUGAAUAUAUAAAAAUCAAUAUCAAUUCAUCUUCCUUCUGACACACCCUCCCUCUCAGCCUCUAGGUUCUCAUCCAGAGUCCAGACUACAAGCUUUAAUAAUUAUUACCUGAAUGAUUAAAUUGCAACCCUGUUUCAAACUGAUGCAGAGGUGAUUUUUGUGCAUUUUCCCUUCCCUUUAGCUAUAAGAAACCUACCUGUGAGAAAUAUGAACGGCGUACCCAUGGCCAGGUGAGGCAGAAGAGCCCUUCCGAAAUCAGUGUCCACAUUGGAAUUGAUGAAACUGGACCAAGAUCCCCAAAGCUGAACCUCAUGGACCGAAUUGUCACUUACAGCCGAGCUUCCUUAAACUCCCUCUUCUCUGACAAGCGGUCCCUUAGCAGCAUAGUCCUCAGUGAGCCAGACAAGCACUCCCUUCUAGUUGUAGAUUCACGGGAGGAAGAUGACACAACUCUCUGAAAGUCUUCUUUUUGCUGAGAAGUGGACUUGGUCUCUCUUCAUGCACUGAUCUAUUCUGGAGGUUGACCAGCUGCACUGUGUUUCCGAUCGUUUUGAAUUGGAUUUCAAUUGCUCAGUUGACCAGGGCAAUUAUAUCCCCACCCCCCCAAAAAAUCACUUCUAACUCAAGAGGCUGGCAGUUUCUGCAGAGCUUUGCCAGUAUUAGCAAGCCAGAGCUUAUCCAAAAUCAACACUCACAAGCCACAGUAUGCACUGGAAGCCAGUGCAGAGCAAGACACUGCUGAGCUGCUGGGAUCAUGAAAGGGCAGUCACCAGCACAUGGUUUCUAGGCCAUGUCUUUGCAUGCAAUGCGACAUUAUUUUAUAGAGUGUGAACAAGUAAGGAUAGAAACCAUGAUUUCUUUUUUCCUUUCCUUUUUUUUUUAAACACAGAUGUGCCUUAUUUUGUAAUGGUUGUCUUCAUAAUUUCUUCCUAAUUUGCUAUGUGUAAAAUGGCAUUUUUCAGAAAACAUUGCAACACAGGUUAUCCCAUGAUUUGAAAAAAAAGGAAACAAUUCCCGUUAUUUGUUUCUCCUCCCCAUCCCAGCUGCAGAGCUAUAGACAAUUCAGUGCACUCACCCGAGGCUACUGGUGAGAACGGUGCUUUCAAGUGUAUAGAGGAGCUCCACUCUUGCCACAGCCACUGCCACACAAAGAAUCAAGGAGUCAGGGCCAUGCCUUGUGAUGUUUUUCAUUACUCAAAGGUCUAUGUCUUUGUAACUUCAUAAAGAUGGAGUGGCUCAGUCGGCAGAGCAUGAGACUCUUAAUCUCAGGGUCGUGGGUUUUGAGCCCCAUGUUGGGCAAAAAUAUUCCUGCAUUGCAGCAGGUUGGACUAGAUGUCCUUCACGGUUCCUUCCAGUUCUAUGAUUCUGUGAUCUGAGAUGUAUGCUGGUGAGUUUGAGAUGUUUGAAACUGCAGAGUUUAAAAAGAUGUGUUUUCCUUCAGCGCUUUCAGGGAGCUCCCAUUCUUGCAUUUCGAGUUUGAGGUUUUUUUGUUUAGUUUUUUUUUUUAAGGCUCCUGAGCAUUCUUUCUUUAUUUAUUUCUGAGCAGAUCACAAAAUUUCGUCUUGGAACUUUUAAUUUCUUUUCCGUUUUGCUCAACUAAAAAUUGUCAUGGUUGUCGCAAUGCUACCGCUACAGUUACAACUAUGUUGGCUUGGGUCUGUCGGGAGUUUUGCAGUUCAGAACAUCUCGAGGGCGUAAGGGUUGGGAAGGCAGUGCUAAGCCAAAGUGCGGGUUCUGCAUUGAUGGGAAGCUAUUGUUUCGUCUCCCUGCAUCACAGAGUUUAAAAUACAUUUGUUAUAUUAUUUAACUUUUAAAGAGAUUUGCGCUAGGUUUGCCCACGUUUCUCACCAUGUUUACAGUUCAGCAGGUCUUAGAUUAUAAUCCUUUGGAGUGAAUAUUGCCAUGUUGAUGUUUGAACAGUGGUUGAAGACAUACAUUGUAGAGUCCUUUAACCUGAUAAUAGAGGCAUUUUUAUAGUGUUUAAAGUAGCAAGAGAGAGGACCACGGUUCAGAAAUCACCAGGGCUCUUGUUCCUGACCUGCAGGGGCAUUAAUGCAUCAGUUUUAGUCAUCAUUAAUCCCAUUCCUAAGGCCAUACUUAGGGGGGAAAUGAAGCCAAACUGCAGCUGUUUCAAUCCCACCCCAGGUCAUGAUGGGAUAAUAAGAGUGCAGAAAGUAUAUCAGUGAAAGUCCACUGCCAGGGAGUAAGUAAUCAUCUGACUCAGAAUCCUGACCCUCUCUGGCACAUACCCUGUGCAGGUCUGUCCCACAUUCAGGAAUCAUGCUGGCCCGCACCGGCCCUUCUCCUUGGCAGUUAUGUGGCCACUCACCCCCUGCAGCCUCAGUUUGACUCAAGAGAUUGGGUUUACCAGAAAAGGGAGUGGGGCUGGCUUCAAUGGAAAAGCAAGGGCCAAGGGCCCCUUCCUGUCAAUUUGCCCCCUUUCCCCUGGCAUGUUAGGUGCCAGUGUUGGGUCCUGUGCCAGCCAUCAAACACCACUGGCAAGAGUGGUGAAAAAAUAUGUGUAUUUGAAACUAAGUAAAUUGUGUGCUUUCAAAAUCUUUAAACUAGAAAUGUUUGUAAGACUGCAGCUUAACUGACCAUAGAACACCAUAUUGACUGCCCAAUAGUGGCUGGAAAGCUCAAUGAAAUAUUUUCACAAUCAUGUUGCGUUUCAAAAUAGUAAUAAUUAUGGAAAGAUACUGAGGGGCGAGGGUCUACAGAAAAUAGGUUUUGAUGUUUGAUCUGUGUGAAACAGAAAUCUUGGAAAUAAAUUUAUUUUUCUGCAUCUCACAGUUCUGCCCUUGAAGUUAUAUUCUCCCCUCCCUUGUAAUUUACACAAAGCAUGCUUGAAAUAUUAGUUGAAAAGAGCAGCCAAUUUCUUUCUGAUGGAAUCAGCCUAUUAAAGCAGAGCUGGUGAUGGCUUUACUCUGAGAAACAGAUAUUUUAAAAUUUUAAUGGCAUGCCAGUCUGGGAGCCUUUACUUGCCUGAAUAAAUAUCCACUUUACUUGCUCUGCAGUUUCAUUGCCCAUUAAGCCUGCAGUGAAGAGCCAUUAACUUCCUGUCCUGCCACCUCAAGAAAAUCUGACCCAUAUGAUACCUCAGUUUAGUUCCUGUUUGUUGCCUGAUAAAUGGUAUUAUUCUAGAACAGGCAUAGGCAAACUCAGCCCUCCAGAUGUUUUGGGACUACAGCUCUCAUCAUCACUGACCACUGGUCCUGUUAGCUAGGGAGGAUGGGAAUUGUAGUCCCAAAACUUCUGGAGGGCCGAGUUUGCCUAUGCCUGUCCUAGAAGUAUUACAGUUUUCUUCCUUUGGAGCAACGGUUAUAUGUCAAGGCUUGUAUUGAAAGGGUUGAUAUCUAAGUUGAAUUAUAGCUAGGGAGAAACCAGAGAAUUGGUGUAGAGGACCACACAGUCAGGUCUGUAUCAGUUGACGGUGGACGUUUUUGUUUUUUGAGGCUGAACAAAUCUGCACUUUCCCCUUUUGAAAAAUAUUUGUGACGUGUUUUGAUGAAACAUUUACAGGAUUUCAGCUGUCACAUCACUUUGAUCAUUCACAAGAUAAGUUGUGGGAGUAGGUGCUAUCUUUUGGCAGGAGAUGAGCUAUUAGCAUUUGCCAUUCAUGAUCAUGUCAUAACAAUCUUCCAGUCUUCUCUGUGUCUCUUGUGGCAGAAAAUAGAAGGUAGAAUCCAUAAUGUUUCACUGCCAGCUGUUAGAUUUGGUUUCCUCUCUGUCCUCUUAAGGGCUACUGGCCAAGAAAUGGGAUAGUGUAUUUUAGUGGCUUCCUUACAGAAAAGAUCUGAAAGAGGAUGUGUUUUAUCUUCUUUCUUCUCUAUCUUUAUUUUUCAUCUUUGGUUUCCUCUGCUCUGGGACAUUAUUGGUGUCCAAGGAUUACAUACACACGAAGGUAGUGGAUAAUUGGUGGAAGGACCCUGACCGAGAGGCAUGGAAACGAAGACUCUCUGACUCUCAGGGUUAGAGACUGGGAGAAGAAAGGAAAGCUCCCAGGUGGGAGCUGGGAGAGUUCACUACAUCCUGUGUGAGACCAAAGUUACAAGCUUCCUUUGACAGAGGACUCUGCUUUUCUCUUUCUCUUUUUUUUAAAGUUUCUUUUAUCUAGUUGUAUUAUGAAAAAGCUUUAAUAAAAUCUAAUUUUUAAAAAAAUGAAAGAGGAUCCAAAGGCACUGUUUCCUCAGCAGCAGAGUUAGUGUGUAGCUUUUAUCUACAUUGUAGGGGGUCCCUUGGGGUCACUUCCAACCCUACAAUUCUAUGAUUCUGUGGUGGUUUGAAAUGUACUGCUAUCACAUACUUGAUGCAGAAGCCCACCCAGUGUGUCUUCCCUUUCUAUGUGUGAUUUGCUAAACUUUUUUGGAAUGUUCAUCUUGAUGCUUUGUGAAUAAUAGCUUAUACUUGGCUUUAAUUCAAAGAACCAAAAUUGCUUUACUGUCUUGACUGUACAGUGUUCCGAUAAAAUGUCUUCUUCUUUCUUCUUUGGCAAUCACUCAUAGCCGAGUAAGAUUGUCUUCCAUGAACACGGUUUUAGCAGUGAGUCUGUAAGUGACUGUGGAGGCCAAUUCUGGAUUCACAUGUCCUUCCACAGUGGGGACAGAGGUUUCCAAACGGGAGGUGAUCACGGUGAGGGUUUGCCAAGCGUGCCUUCCUCCUAGCACGUUUCUCCCUUUCAUCCUGAGUUCAAGCGUCUUCAAAGUCCAUGAAACCUUUGGUAAAGGCUAUUCUCCAAAAGGAGCACUCGCAGGCCAGUGUUUCCCAAUUGUCUGUGUUUAUACCACAUUUUUAAAGAUUUGCCUUGAGAGAGUCUUUAAACCUCUUUUGUUGACCACCGGCAUUAUGCUUUCUAUUUUUAAGUUUGGAAUAGAGUAAUUGCUUUGGAAGACAAUAAUGAGCUAUCUGUAAAACAUGACCAGUUCAACAAAGUUGAUGUUGAAGAAUCAUUGCUUCGACACUGGUGAUCUUUGCUUCUUCCAGUGCACUGGAAUUAGUUCGCCAGUAUUCCCAAGUGAUGUGUAAAACUUUUCAGAGACACCGUUGAUGGAAUCUUUCGUGGAGUUGGGGAUGGCGUUUAUAAGUGGGAUCUCUUCUCUCUCCCAGAUUUUUUCGAUGAGCUUGUGAAGUUGUUGAAGUUCAAUUCCGCCCACUUUGAAGACUUUGGCAGGUAUCCCAUCAGGUCUGCUGUUUUUGUUGUUUUUCAUUUGAUUAAUAACUGUACACAACUUUCCAAGAUUUGGAGAUACUGCAAGCUGAUCUCUGAUUUGUUUUUGCAGAAUUUGUGACAAGACCUCAGCAGUUAUGGCGGAGUUGUGGUUAAGGAGAUGCUGGUAUUGUUCUUUCCAGCAUGGUGGAAUAGCUUCUUUAUCUUUUAGAAGUGUAGUACCAUCUGUUGAGUGUAGGGGGCAUAUGUCAUGAUUUAUUGGCCCAUAGAUGGUGUUUGUGGCUUUAAAGAAACUAUGCAUCAUGAGUGUCAGCUAAGUGCUGGAUCUCUUGAGCUUUUUUUAUCCACCAGGUGUUAUUUAGUUUUCUGGUUCCUCUGUGAACCUCAGCCUUAGCGUUGGCAUAGGUUUUUUUCUUAGUGGCGCAGUUUCUAUCUCUUUGCCAGAUCUGAAAGGCCUCCCUUUUCUUGUCAGUAAUGCGUUCAAUCUCACUGCCAUCUCAUCAAACCAGUCCUGAUGUUUCUUGGUUUGGUAUCCAAUAGUUUGUUCACAGGCUGCAAUAAUGGAUGUUUUUAGCUUGGUCCAGUGUUCCUCAUCGUUAUCAGGGAACUCUGAAAAAAGAUGGUCCUUAAAAGUCAUUUGGAAGCAAUCCCACUUAAUAGGAUCUUGAAGAGCUUCAGUGUUCACGUUGCACUUUUGUUUCCUUCCUUGAAGCCUGCAUUGAGGUAUCUUGAUAGCCAUUGUGGAGCGUAUUAAUUGGUGAUCUGUCCAGCAGUUGUCGGAACUUGUCAUAGCUCUGGUAAGGAGCACAUCACAGUGAUCUUCAGCUUGGACAGUUACAUAGUCUAAGACAGUGAUGGCAAACCUUUUAGAGACCGAGUGCCCAAACUGCAACCCUAAACCCACUUAUUUAUCGCAAAGUGCCAACACGGCAAUUUAACCUGUAUAUCUCAUUUUUUCUUUGUGUUUCAUGUUUCUUCUUUAUGACUGCUGUUGUAAUAAAUAAUCCUUCAUAAAAGUUAUUGCAUUACAUUCUUCAUUAAAUUUUCUUUCCAUUGAUAUAUAAUUUUAUGGUAUAACAAUGCUAUUUUUCUUAAAAAAUGUUUAGGGGUACUCUCAUAUUGACUCAAGAAAAUCACCACGGGGGGCGGGGAUAAAUACAGUUCAAAUUGGGGGGAAAAUACAGUGGUACCUCAGUUUUUGAACAGCCUAGUUCUUGAACGACUUGGAACCUGAGGAGUUGAAACCCGGAAAUGAGUAAUAUCAAGGUUGUGUACUGUACAUAUAGUCAAAAGUAAGAUUCUGUACUGGUUGCUGUUGCCAACUCCUCCUUUUCCAAUAGUCCCAGGCCACAGAUCGAAAUCUUGCCCAACUCUUGCAUUAAAAUCACCCAGGAGGACUUAGGUGUCUCUGAUAGGAUGGUAUCCAGCUCAGAGUAAAUGUUUUUCUUUAAUGUCUUCAUUGGCAUCCAGUGUUGGUGCAUAAGCACUUAGAAUAGUAGCCUGCUGGUUUUUGGUGAGCUUUAUUCAAAUGGUUGACAGUCGCUCAUUAAUGCCGGUAGGGACUUCUGACAAGAGCUUCACAAGAUCAUUUUUGAUAGCGAAGCCUACCCCAUUUUUUGAUGUUCUUGUUCAGAUAGACCUUUCCAGAAGAAUGUGUAGCCUCCUUUUUCUUCCUUCAGUUGUCCCUCGCCUGCUCUUCGAGAGUCUUGAAGCACUUCAAUAUCAAUGUUAAAACGUUGCAGCUCUCUUGCAAUGAUGGCAGUUCUGCAUUCAGGAUGCUCAUUUUCUGUGUUAUCCCACAAAGUCCAUAUUCCAAAGUUCAAUUGUCUUUUAUGACCUCUGGGUGGUGACCCCACUGGGUGUGGUAAUCCAGUCAGGGAAAAAGGAGGGUAGACUACGUCUAGGGCACAUUUUUUAGCCCCUCCCCCUUUUCAGGGUGAGCAGAGUGGAUCCUAAAAAGGGCUGCUCAGUCAUGGAUACAGCUGCUGAGCUGCUCAACUGCCACAUUCCUUGAGUCAGAACAACUGAAUCUGUAUUCACCGCCCAUGUGCCGGUUUAUGACUAGGGGCUUCCAGAUUUCAUGGUCCUGCCCGCAUUACCAUUGUCAAUCACCAUGGGACUUUGGGGGGUUUGGGAUGGGUUUUUGAAAGAUGCCUGUGCGUGAAUUUGUUUUAUGUGUGUAGAUCAGUGUGUGCUGACCAUGACACAGUCUUUGCAGUAAGGCUCUAUUCCGAUGGCAUGAGUAUCACGACGAUCGGUAGAUUCCUAUCUGCUGCAGCCUUCAUCCGCCUUCACAGCCGUUGUAACAUGUCACUUGUUAUCUUCUGCCUGUUCUGCCGUUGCAGACUUCUUGGAUCCUUAUUUGCCUAGCUCCUUCCCUUUGACCUUACCGCCUUGUGUGGCCCUGCUGGGAGUCCAAGGCUUCCAACAGCUUCUUUCACAAGGGUCAUAGGAACGUGAAAGCCCACUCACCACAGCAAGGUGAUGAUCUAGCAAGUGAGUCCGAUAAAAUGUACUCUGCCUGUAAAUAUGGUUUGUUUCCUGUCUUGAGCACAUUUCAUUUAUUUACAGUUUUAUGUUAACUCAUGUGUGUUAAAAUAUCAAAAAAGCUAUUUUUAAAAAGCUGCAGAAAAAGCUAUGCAUUUACAUUUUAUUUGAUUUAUUUAUUGCUCUUCUCCACUGUUAGGCAAGAUGUUCUGCUGUCUGCUUCAUUUAAAUUACUAGCCAAAAAGUAAAUCUAGACAUAAAUGCAAGUCAGGGCUUCCCUUUCCUCUAGAUCACAUUUGGCUGGCUGGCAAACUGAAUGCUGAUUUAAUCAUCUGUCGUGUCCUCCCCUCCCUGUUUUGCCAAGUAGGAUGUCUACCUUGUUAGUUUUUUAAAGUGCUACAUGUACAUUUAUUCAGUUAAAUGUACACCCAUCUCUCUCUUUUUAGGUGUGUCUGUUAAAAGCAAUUAUGUUUUCUUAAAAAAUGAAAAACUGCUUUCAGAUAAGAGUUGGGUUGGUGAUGUCACUGGUUUAUAUCCAUCUGCUGCAAAUAUGCAGUAUUGAUGGGCUCUCCAACCUUUUCAGACCUAGGACCUACUUCUAACCCGAACAUUCAUUUGGGGACCCAUUUCUUAAUCUUUUGCCAUAUUUUUCAUGGUGGCAGUGCCCCUGUUGCAACCCAUAUUGGAUUGGGCCACCACCCACUAGCAGGUCCCAACCUACCAGUUGAAGGCCAGUGGACUAGGAGGUAAGAUAAUCUAAACAAAAUGCAGUGAGUGCAGUUCCAUUGGUGGUUCAAUGCUCACAUGAUGUGUGUAUGUGUACUCCUGCAACUGGGCAGAUGGUUGAAACUUACAUAGCAUUUUCCCACUGCUUUUAAAAAAAUAAAAUAUGUAGGUAUUUUAGUACAAAGGUGACUCACUGGUGGCUUACACAGGUCCAGGAUUUCUGAAAACUUGACUGAAGGUUGCUUUACAAGUUACAUGACAGCUCACUUGUUUGUUGCGACCGCUGGUCCCACCUUCUCAGUAAGCAAAUCUAACAUGCUUAGUGUGCACACACCCAUUAUUAUUUUUGGGGUGCCUUCCAAAUGUUUUGGGUGAGCCCAGAUUUGUAGGUCACCUGUGACAAUAAGAAUGGCCUUUCCCAAUAUCCUGUAAAGCUGUCCUGCAUUUUUAAGGAAACGAGAAAUGUUUUCAUCUCCUUAGGACUCUGAUUAUGGGUUCUACAAAGUACUACUGUGAGUACACAUUGGGUUGCAUUUAAUUUUCAGCUGAAAAAAUCAUAAGUUCUUGCCAUGACUAUAUGUAAUGUCUUGAUUUUCAGGAUACGCUCUGUAAAACGAAACAAAAAAACCAUCAACUUUGUGCAAUAUUUGCUUUUAAUGCAUAAUAUUUUACAUUUGGCGGGUAUGCCACAGUUAUAAUCUUGUCAAGAAUGUGCCUUCAGCUCUAUAAAUGUUAUAUCACAACAUUAC
Molecule: messenger RNA, 58713 nt
Organism: Podarcis lilfordi (Lilford's wall lizard)
Lineage: Eukaryota; Metazoa; Chordata; Lepidosauria; Squamata; Lacertidae
Source: the annotation of a GenBank genome assembly